Messenger RNA from Podarcis lilfordi (Lilford's wall lizard), 46346 nucleotides. Lineage: Eukaryota; Metazoa; Chordata; Lepidosauria; Squamata; Lacertidae. The record is from the annotation of a GenBank genome assembly.
AUGCACUGUGCUGGUGAUGUCACACCCACCUCAGAUCUCCGCUGCAGACGAAAGCAGCGCCCUCUAGGGGCUCAGGUAAGUCCUGUCCUUUUUUUGUUUUACAAUAUUAUGUGGUCUCGUAACUAUUGGGCCCAUUUCCUCCAUUGCUAUUGGCUAUGCUGUAAGACAAAGAGUUGAAAACAAAAACAAAAAAAUACACACAUAUGUGUCAUUCAGUAGGAAACUUUUGCUUAUACCACACAAUAUUGUAAAACCCAAAAAAGAACGCUCCUCUUCCCUUCUGAAAUGGAGGUGGAAACGCAGAGUAGGCCCAUAGCUCACCACAUGGAACAGAGACUUCCUUCCAUGGAACAAGGAAUGGGGAAGUUGUGCUGACGCACAGUUAGGAAGCUGUGGGAGAUUCACUGCUCCCUCGCUCCUGCCACCAAGCGAUGGUUUGGCUUGGUGUUGUGUCCCAACCUGGGUUCGUGAUUGGUCUCACGUCAAAGGAAUCGCAAGCAGUAAGCCGAGAACAAAUCUCGGUUGCAGCUUGUGGUUUGUUUGGAGCGACACAAAGCCCAGCGUCGGGUUGGAACAUAGUGCUAAGCCCAACCUGUGCAGGUAGCGAAGCGGCUGCAGUUUUGUCACUGUGUGCCAGCAUGCUUGCUCGCUUGCCUUAAGCCAUAGUUUGCCCCAGCACUGUCCGGGAACCAGGCCAGUAUGUUAACACCAGCCUCCUUCAGCCAUGGAUGGAGUUCAAAUCAGUUAAACCGAGCUGAUGCAAAAUUUCUGCAUGUAGACACUGUGGUUGCUAAACAAGAGGCAUUUAGGCUGUUCUGGGAAUUCUGUCUCACUUUAUGUUUUUUAAACCAACACCAUUCAGCGAAGGAACACCUUCACCUGUGUGAAUUUGCACAAAAUCCCAGAAGACAUGAAACAUGUUUCUAACUGGAACAUAGAUGAGAUGCUGGGAAUACAUAUUCAGUCGUUUCUUAGCUGUCUCCCACUCCCAAGUUCGGUAUCAGGAUAGUCUCCUUAUCUGAUUGGAACAGGACAAAAAGGGGCACUUAAACUCCCCCCCUUGGGCAACUUUCUAAUUGAAAUUGCCCCCUCCCAGUCCAUUUCCCGCUGCUGUUUUGCCCAUGUAAUCCUAGAAGAUCCCUUGCUGUCUUACCUCGUUUGUCUUUCAUUUAAAAAAGGUGCUCUUUUCUUCAUUAUAAUGUACACAAAAUAAAAAUGAAGGAGACAACACCUACAAGCAGGCGAGGAGUCGUACAGGUGGAAAUGAGGCCUGAAAAAGUCUGAAAUAGACACAACGGGUGUGUAGGCAAAUGUUGGGGAAGGUGGGGCAGGACCCCUCUCCAAAAUAAGCCACAGAAUGAAACUAAGCUCUUCCAUGUCCACUAGCAGUGGUUUAAUUUUGCUGGUAUGUUUUGGAUUAGACCUCAGGACCUCUAAGGUUUGCAGGUCCACACCGGCCACAUGGCUGCCACUUUCUUCUCAUCUCCUCUCCUGCCCCACCCAUAGUGACGUGACCCUCCGCUUUUGUGUGGGUGUUGGUGGUUGGGAGGAUUCUGCAAGUGCCAUCUUAGGACGGGCCGGGCACGAGAUGCCCUACUAGGCUUCUUGCCUGAUGACAAAGCUCUGAGUUCAGCCUCUGGCCUCCAGAUACUGUAUUUUGAAUGACAGCUCCCUGAUAGGAGUUGCCUUAGACAGCCAGGACCUGAAGCAAACCUUGGCCUGAGACCGGCUUUUGUUGGCGAGGCUCUUAUCUGCAGCAGAGAGUGCCAACGAAGGGUGAGACAUGCCCACCAGCACAGCGCAGAAGCUUUGUGGUGAUCGGUAGCUGGCAGGUGGGGCUGCCUCGUGUUUUGGGGCAGGGAGCAUUGAGGUUGACAAGCCUGGGCCUGUAUGUUGGUGCAUGUUGGUGCUUGCAAAAGGGAGCUUGCUUAGGGUUGGCUGACAUGUCAGGCAUUAGGGGUUCUUGUUAGGUGAAGGUUGCUUAAAGUAAGCAAAUGGUUCACAUCACAGAGCCAUAGAACUGUAAGGUUGGAAAGGACUCCAAGGGUCUAGCAGCUCAACGCCCAAAUCGUGGAUGUAAGUGAUGGCGAAUAAGCAUGUUCCCUUGCCUUUGAACUCUGCAAAGCCCUUUUUCAUUCUGUUUUGGGUUUUUUUGCCCCCGAUGUGCCUGCCUCAAACUCGGAGAGCUGCUGCCUACCCGUGGAGACAACACUGAGCUCUCACACCCCCUUCUCGACCAUCUGCCUAUCCCCUGUCAUAUGACUCUUGCUUCUGCCCCUCUUCAAUUCCUCCCCCCCCCCCCAUGGUUGUUGAUUGCUUUCUCAAGGAUCUUGCCAGUACUGGGACAACUAGGGGUUUUUUCUUGCUAUGGCGCUGUGUGUUUGUCCAUUGUUGAGAAGCUACUUCUCUUUGCCUUCUAAUUGCAAAUCGCACUUGUAUGUAACACAUGCCCCCUUCUUUGGGGUCCUGCAGAACAAUGGUUGGAACUUUCUGGAGAGGGGUGGCUGACCCUCUUCUUUCUAAGGGACAAAAUUCAGCCUUGGAAAAGCCUUUGGGGGCUACAUGCUACUGAUGGAUGUGACCUCACACACAAGCACACAAGAAACCCAGCUGCCCUCCUCAUCUUUGUGGAUCAGCUGAGGAGGGUUUUUCCUUUUCGCUCUUGCUCAUCAAAUGAUUCAUCUCAUGACGGGGGAGGGGGCAUAAUCAGGGUGCUCCACUGGGUGGAGAUAUUUUUGCCUACCCUAGAACUCUUUUUGCGUUUAUUUUUAUUUUUGCUGCCACUGACAAAAUUGGUGUGUUCUUACUGGAGAAGAGAGGAGAGGCAAUGGAAACAAAUUGCUUGGAAGGCUGAAUUGGGCCAGCUCUGAUCUAGAGCCUAGCCCGUCACAAACCUUUUUAGACAUGGAAGCCCAUGCCCCUUAGAGAGGUUGUCAGAGUCACACGUGGGGAAAGGCUGUAGCUCAGUGGUAGAUCAUCUGCUUGGUAUGCAGAAGGUCCAAGGUUCAAUCCCCAGUAUCUCCAGAUAGGGCUGGAAAUGCUUCCUGCCUUAAACCAUGGAGAGCUGCUGUCAGUCAGUGCAGACAAUACUGAAUGAGAUGGACCAAGGGUCUGACUCUGUACAAGACAGCGUAAAGGUUAUUGAUAGAUUGCAUUGUGCACUUGGUUUUGUUUUGUUACUUAUUUUAGUCUCCUUGCCUUUUGGGGUUUUUAUUCCUUGCUGUGUACUCCCUUCUUCACCCAUUUGUGCACCUGUAGCAAAAUAGACCUUCUUUUUGGGUCAGGGCUGCAGGCGUUCAGGUACUUGCCCAAAUGGCAGAUUUUUUAUUUUUUUGCUUAGGCAAGGAGAGCCAUCUUACUAGUGUUUUGUCCCGAGUAGUUUGGUGUUGCUGCUUUUGCAGUUUGGGUGUGAACGACUUCCAUGUCCGACCACCGUUAGCUGAUCGUGAGCAUUCAGCAGCAGCAAGGUUGGCCUCCUGCGACCAGCCUCGUUCACGGUUCCCCUUCCUCUCUCCUUUUUCGUUUAAGGGAAAUAGCGAGUCUGAGAGCGAAAGCCCCAAAAGAAGAGGCCAAAAGCAAAUGAAGAGAACGUAAGUUUUGAGGGCCCUGUAAAACUCUGCAUCCUUAUUUCUAUGAUUGAUUGAUUGAUCACAUUCUAAGCCACCACCUCAAGGUGACUUCCACAUAAGAAUAUUAAAAACAGCUAAGAACACAAAAAACAACAAAUGCAUUUAUAACAAGACUAAAACCCUAACAGGUUGAUCCUCAUUGUGAAGACCCAUUUGUCCAGCUGAGAAAACCAGUUGGAAGAAAAAUUUCAUCCAUUGAUUCCAGAAAGUACAGCUAGGCUGGAAGUGGGCUAUCAUAUCUCAGCAGGAAUGCUGUUCCACAAAACAUGGGCAGUCACACUAAACACCGUGCUCGCUGAGUUCCUUUUUCAGGAGGGUUCUUGCCAACCUUUUAUGCUUGAAAUGUUAAUCCCUCUUGAACAUAGUAGAAUCAUAGAAUUAUAGAGUUGGGAGGGACCACAAGGGUCAUCUAAUCCAACCCCCUGCAAUGCAGGAAUCUUUUGCCCAACAUGGGGCUCAAACCCACAACCCUGAGAUUAAUACAGCCACCCUCAAACUGGUACCCACCAGAUAUUGCUGGACUCCAACUCCCAUGAGCCCCAACCAACAUGGCCAGUGGUCAGGGAUGAUGGACAUUGUAGUCCAGCAACGUCCAGAGGGCAUUGCAAUGUAUUCUUCAUGUCCUCUGUGCAGCCCACAUAUGAAUUGUGUGUCUACUCAGAGCAACAUUUGUGGCAUUCUAGAGCAGAGGUAGCCAAUGCCAGGUCCUCCAGAUGUUGCAGACUACAGCUACCAUCAUCCCUGACCAAUGGCAAUGCAGGCUGAGGCUGGUGGGAGUUGUACCCCAUCAACAACUGGAGGGCACCACUUUGGCUAUGCCUGCUCUAGAGCAAAGGUGGCUAGCCUGUGAUCUUCCAGAUCAGGGUUUCCCAAACUUAGGUCUCCUCUCCAGCUGUUGUGGGACUACAACUCCCAUCAUCCCAAGCUAGCAGGACCAGUGGUCAGGGAUGAUGGGAACCGUAGUCCAAAAACAGCUGGAAACCCCAGUUUGGGAAACCCUGUUCUAGAUGUUAGACUCCAGCUCCCAUCAUCCCUGGCCAUUGAAAGUGCUGACUGUGGCUGAUGUGAAUUAGGGUUCAGAAAUAUCUGAAAAACUACAGGUUAGUCACCCCUGUUCUGCAGGGAAGCCAGUCAAGCAUUUUUAGGUGUGAUAGCCUAUAACAUGGGCUAUAUUGUUUUUAAUGUUUCGACCUUAAAUGUCUUUCUCUCCUUCUCUAGGGCAGGGGGAUCAUAUAGCCCUCCAGAUGUUUUCAAGCUACAGCUCCCACUAUCCUUUGAUCCAUUGGCCAUGCUAAAGUCUAACAAUAUCUGGAAGGCUACAGGUCUCCAUUCAUGCUCUAGAUGCAAAAGGGGACAUCUUCUGCAUAACAGUUGCACAGAAGAGAGAAUUUUGGAUGAUGCAACUUUUCCCUCACUCUGAAAGCCAAGAGCCCUCCUUGUUGUUGUGGUUUUGUUUUUAAAAAGGAAAAAAGGCAGGGGGAAAGUUCUAGCCAAAGGAGUGGUGGUAAUGUUUUUCAGUGCAGUCUUCCACCCAGGCCAAGCUGUGACCCGCUUUGGAGUGCUGAGCCCCUGGCUGAAGACCAGUAACUCUAUAUCAGUGGUAUUUCUUAGUGUAAUGGUCAGGAGGCACAUAGAGCACAUUAUCCUAAUGUGUAUAAUAGAGUAAAAAGAGAAAAAUCAAGUACAGUCGUACCUCUGGUUACGUAUCCUUCUGGUUACGUAAACUUCAGAAUACGUAAGCAGCAAACCUGGAUGUAUAUUUCUGGGUUUUUGCUGUGCACAUGCAGAAGCGGUCCCUCCGGUUGCGGAAACCCGGAGCUGCGGAACGGAUCCCAUCCGCAACCGGAGAUACCACUGUACAUAAAAACGCCAUAGAAUGAAAUAAAAUGAGUGUCAACAUUUUGCUCUGUUCGCAUCACAAACUCCAAAGAGGAAAAAUGGCAAAAUGUCUGGGGUCAGUUCCUGGUGGGUUUUCCCUUGCUUGCAGCUUAGUACUUGGCCGCACCGAGCGCGAUAGAUGCCUUUUGAUCUGAGAGGAGCGAAAGGACAUAAAACGCAUCCGAUCAUCCUGGCAGAUUUGACGAGAGGGGCUCUGCAAAUGUUUUGUUGCACGUCUCAGUAAAAAGGAGCAAAACAAGGAGGACCUUGGGUCACCGACUCAACUUCUCCAGAGCUGCAGGGGUGCUUGUGUUCCUGGCAUGUUGUGGUCUCCCUCCAGAACCGGACAUUAUAAUGAUAACCCUUGUUGGCGUUUUGCUUAUAAAUCUAGGGAACGAUGGAAGAGGGAGGGCUCUGAGGACGAUGGUGAGGAGGAAGACGGACAGGAACAAGGCACCAGCGCAGAAAGCGAACCAGAGCAGAAGAAAAUAAAAGCUCGGAGACCUGUCUUGAGGAGGUAAGAAGGGGUUGGGCGGGUGCUGCCUUCCUUGGGUUUUCCAUGCUUCCCUCACCCACCCAUAGACUCUGCUUCUGGGCUCUUUUAACAAUCAGCCUGACCUACAUAUAUGUUCAGGAAAUGAAAAUUUUCCUGCCCUUCCCUGGCUGGGCUUGAGGCUCCCAGGGGAGACUGGGCUUACCUCCCCCAAUCCUCAACUACUGCAGUUGGGCCCCCUUGCUCUCCCCAGCUCCUCUCCUCCCCGACACACCUCCCCUCAGUAGGAACCACCACCGACAACAACAACCCCACACAAAUACAAAAUGGUGGAAAACAAUUGUUGGGCUCCCAUUAGCCCCAGACAGCACAGUUAAUAGCCAGGGAUGAUGAGUGAUGUAGUCCCAACAACAUCUAGAGCAAACAUAGGCAAACUCUGGCCCUCCAGAUGUUUGGGACUGCAAUUCCCAUCAUCCCUGACCACUGGUCCUGUUAGCUAGGGAUGAUGGGAGUUGUAGUCCCAAACAUCUGGAGGGCUGGAGUUUGCCUGUGCCUUAUCUAGAGGGCACCAAGGUUGGGAAAGGCUGUCCUUUCUCAGCUGCUCCCUUUGUAUCCCACGGUCUCUAUAAUACACAACUUGGUCUGUUUUCAUGCUUGUUUUUUAGAGCAGCGAGCAAAGCCAUCGCGAAAAAGGUCCACAAGCCCCAGCGUGGGAAGAGGCGGAGGAAAACAGAGUCGUCUGAGGACGAAGAUGAUGAUGAAGAUGACGAGGCACCCAAAAGGCAGACGCGGCGCAGAGCAGCCAAAAACGUCAGGUAAUGGCGGGCAGGAGCCCUGGUGCACGGAGAACGACCAUUUCUAGAUUUGUAUAUGGGCAAAAGCAGACCAGUGUCUGCAUGUGAACCCCUGUGUUGUCUUCAGUCCUCUACUAAGAGUGUCAUCUUGAGAAAAUUCCCCAAAAAAUGUUAUAUUGAUGGUAUCUGACGCCUUGGAAAUUAUCAAAAAUGUACAAAAGUGUCCGAAAUAAUUGUUGGAGAUGUGGGGAACCAGGUGCCAAUAUGUUCCAUAUGUGGUGGGUGUGUAAAAAGAUUAAAAUAUUUUGGAGUGAUCUUUAUUUGGAACUAAAAAAAAAAAGUUAAAGGUAUCCCUUCUUAAACAAACCAGAAUCAUUUCUACUCGGUAUAACAGGCCCUGACAUUCCUCAGAACGUAAGAAAGGUUUCCCUAUAUGCUACAGUAGCUGCAGGAAUAUUUAUUGCUACACACUGGAAAAGUGAUAAAAUCCCCUCCAAAUCAGAGUGGCUAUUGAAAGUUGUAGAAUAUGCUGAGCUAGAUAACCUUUCAGAAAGGAUCAAAGAUAAGCCAAAGCAGGAGUUCAUCUCAAAUUGGGAAGUUCUCAAGAAAUAUAUUGAGAACAGCUGCUGUGACUUAAAUUCUGUAAUAGCCUUUGAAUAACCUCUGUAAAUAAUUUGUACAAAAAGAGAAUGAUACAAUUAUUUGUACUUUAUUACUAAACAAAUGGACAAAUCUAUGCAAUAGGUUUCAAGAGAACAAAAUAUGGAAAAGACGGGAAGUCUGACGCUUUGGAAGAAAAUUUAUUGUUAAAAUGUUAGUUUUUUCCCCUUUUUGUAUCAGUUUAUUGGUAACAAUGAACUCAAGUUUAUGUUGUACAGUUGUAAAUAAGUAUAAUAAAGCAUAAUGAAAUUUUUUAAAAAGAAAAAAAAAGUGGCCUCUUGAGGGAAUGUUUUGUGUAUCAAGUCGGAAGGUGCUUUACACUGAGUCAGAUCACUGGUCCAUGUAGCUCAGUACUGUCUACAUCAGUAGUUCCCAGUUAGCUAAGUACUGCAGACCCCUGUUUUUCAAAAGCGAAGCCAUGGCCCCCCUGCUUUUGAAGAUGUUUAUACAGUGGUACCUCUGGAUGCGAACGGGAUCUAUUCCGGAGCCCCGUUCGCAUCCUGAGUAGAACGUAACACACGACUGCAUGGGUUGUGUUUCGCCACUUCCGCGCAUGCACGUGAUGUCAUUUUGAGCGUCUGCGCACGUGCGAGCGGCGAAACCUGGAAGUAACACGGCCCGUUAUUUCCGGGUCGCCGCGGUGUGCAACCCGAAAAUGCUUAAACUGAAGCUACUUCAACCCGAGGUAUGACUGUACUUCUUUGGCAGUUUUUGUUAUGUGAAUGGUGCCACCAUAACCUCCAACACAUCUCAGCGCAAACCUGGGGCGCACUCCCAUGCAAUAGCGUGACACCCCAAAAAUGAGUGUUUUUGGGUGCCGCAGUCUCAUGUGAGUCGUGCGUCUUGCAUGUUUUGGGGUGCCGUGCUCUCAUGCUAAGUAGGACAGGGGACCCAACAUGUCAGUAGCCAUGGGGGUUGAACCCAGCACUGCCUUGUGACCUCACCACUCCAAGAGGGAUUGGAGCCCCACAGCACAGCAGAAUAUAAGCACAUUUGUUUAUAUAUAUAUAUAAAGAAAGAAAGAGACUUAUGCUGUUGCCUUUUUGGUCCUGCCCAAAGUUACAAGGAAGACGAUGACUUUGAGACGGACUCGGACGACCUGAUUGAAAUGACAGGAGAAGGGACUGAGGAACAGCAGGAUAACAGCGAGACCAUCGAGAAAGUGAUAGACAGCAGGGUGGGCAAGAAAGGAGGUGAGUGUCUAUAAGCAGGGGGCACCUGCCUUGUGCCAGUGGUCUCACUUGGUAUAUUUAGCUAAGCUUGGUCAACUCCCGACAGGGUGAUGCACAGGUACAGAUAGAACCCCCCCCAUGCAAUAGCGUUCAGCAAUAAAACAACAUAAACGCAAAAAACAGCAGUGCCAUUUAACCAACUGAAUUAUAAAACAAAAAACUUAAAACCAGCUGUUCAAUAUGCUGGAAUGUCUGGCCAAAAAAACAGAGGCUUCAGUUGGCUGUGAAAAAGACAGAUACCAAAUUGGGAUGAUUUUAGAAGGGGCCAAACAGACAACAGAGAAGGCGCCCGUCUGGUAUUUAAUGGGAGUGAGUUCCCAAGCAUUUUUGCAGGUUUGAAGUUUUCUCACUGCAAAACUCGCUUCUGCAGGAGGCCAUGAUGGCCACCAACUUGGACGGCUUUGAAAGUGGAUUGGGCAAAUGCACAGAGGACAAGGCUUUCUGUGGCUACUAGCCAAUGGCUACGCUCUGGUUGGAGCCAGAUGCUGCAAACCAAAGGGGUUGGUGGGGGAAGAGUGCUUUUGUGCUGCAUCCUGCUUGCUGGUUCCCCACAGGGAUCUGAGUUGACUCCUGAGAAAACAGGAUGCAGGACAAAGAUGGGCCAUUGCCCUGACCCGGCGGGCUCUUCCUAACGUUGAUUAACUUCUGCUGUCUCUUUGACAGCCACUGGCGCUUCCACCACUGUCUACGCGACAGAAGCGAACGGGGACCCUUGUGCCGACUUUGAUCCUGAGAAGGAGGAAGGGGAGCUCCAGUACCUGAUUAAGUGGAAAGGCUGGUCGUACAUCCACAGCACGUGGGAGAGCGAAGAUUCCCUGCAGCAGCAGAAGGUCAAAGGGCUGAAGAAGCUGGAGAACUUCAAGAAGAAAGAGGAUGAGAUCAAGCAGUGGUACGUCUCCUCUGUAUUCAGGGGUCCUCUUCCCUAGGAAGGACACUUGCGCGAAGCAGGAUGCAGGUCUAGCCACAUGGAGCGAGCUCCCACACCACUUCCAUGUUGGUGUACAUGGUUAGAAUGUUUGACUAGGACCUGGGAAACCAGGGUUCAAACCCCCACUUGGCUGUGAAGCUCUCUGAGUGACCUUGGCCCAGUCACGAUCCCUUAGUUUAGUUCAGCUUCACAGGGGUGGUAAAGGUAAAGGUAAAGGGACCCCUGACCAUUAGGUCCAGUCGUGACCGACUCUGGAGUUGUGGUGCUCAUCUCGCUUUAUUGGCCGAGGGAGCCGGCGUACAGCUUCCGGGUCAUGUGGCCAGCAUGAUUAAGCCGCUUCUGGCAAACCUGGAACACGGAAACGCUGUUUACCUUCCUGCCGGAGCGGUACCUAUUUAUCUACUUGCACUUUGACGUGCUUUCAAACUGCUAGGUUGGCAGGAGCAGGGACCGAGCAACGGGAGCUCACCCCGUCGCGGGGAUUCUGAUCGGCAAGUCCUAGGCUCUGUGGUUUAACCCACAGCACCACCCGCGUCCCUUCUCACAGGGGUGUUACAUGAGGAUAAAAUGGAGGGCAGGGAGCCUGCAUGUCGCUGUGAGCUCCCUUGGAGGAAUUGUGGGAUCAGCUCUCAGUGUCACGCCUGAAGUGGGUGUAACAUCCCCCCCCGCUUCCAGAUAUGAAAUUCGGGCUCUGAACGCUGCUCUUGAUUGAAACGUGCUUCAGCUUUUCAAGUGGCUUUAAAAUCUUCAUGGAAUAGUUUGGGCAGGAUAGCGCUCGGAUGCUCUGGCUCUCAUGGGUCGCCAACCUUUGGGGGCCAAUGUCCACAUUCGGAGUUUUAAGGGAGUGCCAUGGGUGCCAGUCACAAGAUGGCAGCCACGGGGUGUGUGGCAUAACACAAAAUGGCUGUCGUUGGGGGCAGGCACAAUGCAAGAUGGCUUCCGUAGGGGUGUGGCAUAAUGCAACAUGGCUCCUCUGGGGCCGUGGCAUAACACAAGAUGGCUGCCACAUCUGAAAGAGCAGAAAAAGAGAGAAGGACACAAAAUGGUGCAAGACUACCAAAUCAAACACACUCAUUGAUGAGGAGGAAAGGCACCUAUUGUCAGCCACUGCUCUUACAGAAAGAAGCUCCUCUUCUCUGUUUAGAAUAGAAGAGAGGGUGGACGUUCAGUUUUGGCACCCAGUAGAAACAUGGUCACGUUUAAGAGUGUGUGUUCAAUGUAAGGGAGACUUGAGCCAGUGCAAACAGGAACUGAGCAGGAAGAGCAAACAGUCUCUUUCACAUUGUGGAUUUUUGAGGAGUUAGGUUUGGAGACCUUUUGUGGGCACCUCAGGGCAGAACAUUGGCAGCCUCCUGUUCUAGCUUUUACCUGCACUCACUCUGCAAAGGGCCUUUAUCUGUCUCUUUCCUGCACAGGCUGGCAAAGGUGACUCCCGAAGAUGUGGAAUACUAUAACUGCCAGCAAGAGCUGGCUUCCGAGUUGAACAAACAGUACCAGAUAGUGGAGAGAGUGAUUGGUGAGUCCAGAGCUCUGUGUUCGCCCCAAGUAUGCCACUGAAUGCUAGUUACCAGAGUCGCAGGUGGGGAGAGAGUGCUCUUGCACUAGAGUCCUGCUUCUGAGCAUCCAGUGGAUGCCUUUAGCCACUGUGAGGACAGGGUGCUGGACCAGAUGGGCCCCCUUUGGCCUGAUCCAUCUUCAGGGCCCUUCUUACAUUCUUUUGAUGGUCUUCACAGUUCUACAUCGCUUUAUUUAUUGGUGCUGUUCUGUUCUUGAUACGCAGCUGUGAAGACGAGCAAAUCGGCAAUCCCUGGGUCUGAAUUUCCAGGUAACUUUUAACGCUUUUAAUGGCUUCACUGAAACAACCACACCAGUUUUUUCAGAAGGGGCCUCAUGUAGGGUAGCACCUGUCAAAGAUGACACCAGGCCUUUCCUGUUUUGUUGUUUUGUUUCAACACCUGUAGCUCACAACCGCAAAUCCUCCUCCACCGAUCCCGAAUACCUUUGCAAGUGGAUGGGGCUUUCGUACGCAGAUUGCAGCUGGGAGGAUGAGGCCUUGAUAAGCAAAAAAUUCCAGCACUGCAUUGACAGCUUCAACAGCAGGAACAACUCCAAAACGAUGCCCACCCGGGAUUGCAAGGUUCGUCUGCUUUUCCUUUACCUCUCUGGACUUCAUUUUGUCCACACACACACACAAAAUAAAUUUGAUUUCUCUCCAGUGGACAGUCACCAGCUGGAAAACCCACAUGCUUUCCUUCAUAAAUGUUGGUGAACCUUUCAACUAUGCGAUGCACUUUUUGCAAUGAUGAUGAUGAUGAUGAUGAUGAUGAUAAUAAUAAUAAUAAUUUUAUUAUUUAUACCCCGCCCAUCUGGCUGGGUUUCCCCAGCCACUCUGGGCGGCUUCCAACAAAAUAUUAAAAUACAGUAAUUCAUCGAAUAUUAAAAGCUUCCCUAAACAGGGCUGCCUUCAGAUGUCUUCUAAAAGUCAUAUAGUUGUUAAUUUCUUUGACAACUGAUGGGAGGGCAUUCCAAAGGGGGGCACCACUACCAAGAAGGCCCUCUGCCUGGUUCCCUGUAGCUUCACUUCUCGCAGUGAGGGAACCGCCAGAAGGCCCUCGGUGUUGGAUCUCAGUCUGGGUGGAGACGCUCCUUCAGGUAUACUGGACCGAGGCCGUUUAGGGCUUUAAAGGUCAGCACCAAGACUUGGAGAACCUACAUGGAGAACCUGAUUGCCCUUUCCAACUUUCAAACCCUUCAGUUUUAUUCAGUUGACCAAGAGUCGAUUAUCUUGCCUUCCCAGGUGCUGAAGCAGAGGCCUCGAUUCGUUGCCUUGAAGAAACAGCCAGCUUACAUUGGUGGUGAGAACCUGGAGCUCCGAGACUACCAGCUGGAAGGCCUCAAUUGGCUGGCUCACUCGUGGUGCAAGUAGGUGAAAGGAAGUUGGCUGGAGGGAUGAUUGGGUUUGAACUUGAGAGUGAAUCCAAGCUUUUCGGGACCCUUUUCCUUGGCUUUCCCCAGUGUUGUUCAACCUGGGCUGGUGGUGGUGGUUCACCUGCAAAUCACAGGCAUCCUCUGUUGUCAUCAGAAUGGGCGGGGGGCUGCUUUAUCCUAAGUCAGACCUUUGGUCCAUUUAGCUCAACGUUGUCUACACUGACUGGCAGCAUCUCUCUGGGGGUUUCAGAACAGUGUGUGUAUGUCUUUCCCAGCCGUAUCUGAAAAUGGCAUGGAUUUAACUUGGGACCUUCUGCAUGCAGAGCAAAUGCUUUGUCACAGAGUUACAGCCCAAAGCCCAGAUUUGGGAUGUGUUCCUAUCCAUGCCUAUGGUCCACUUAACUUCACCUUUUGUUGUGCCCCUGGCAUGCGGACCUGGGAGGUUAGCUAUGGAGGAGUGUGGCCCUCCAGCUGAGAAAGAUCCCCCACCCCUGAUGUAGACAAAUGCUGAGCUAGAUAGUCAGCUUCCUUUGCGAUUACCCUUCUGAAGCAUGUACAUUUCUGAAAAAUCUACUGCUUCUGUAUAUUCAGUGACUGGGGCCCAUUUAUUUUUUUUAAUAGUUACCCACUGAACAGAGUUGUUGUUUUUGGGAUAUAAUUAUUGGAGGUGGAUGGGAAGUGUCUGCCAUUUCCUGAGCUCUUUGCAGGAUCGUUUGGAUAAAAAAGCAAUUAAUAAACGAACUAGAAGUACCUGCCAAAUGUGCAAAUCUGUUUUCUUAAAAAAGAAAAGAAAAGGAGACUUUGACCUGUGCUGAGAACAUUAUAUAGUUGUUAAAAGUUUUUUUUUUUUAAAGUAGGCAUGAGACAUGCUCUUAAAGGGAGAUGCCCUCUUCCCCCAAAUCUGUAAUACUAAUAUACUGUUUCAUCUGAUGAGAAACGCAGGCUAUUCCCAAAAGAAUGUUCUUAAGGUACUUUGCAUUUUUGCAAUGCAAUCUUUAAUAUAACUUUAUGGAGGUCUUGGAAGCCUCACCAUGACCCUGCUAAAAUCUCUUCCCUCCCACUUUCCCUUUCCUGGAAAGCAAGAAAUGGCUCCUCUGUCUAUUGGCUUCGUCAAUAGGAAUCAGUUGGUGGAUUUAUUGUGGAUUCUUUUACGCUGCUACUCAUGUGUGCAAGAUUCUUGUGGUAUCCACACGAUGUUGUCCUCAUCAAAAUGUUUCUGCAGAGUUGGGUUAAAACAAAAAACCCUUUCUGUAUUUUCCACGAAAACAGUAAAUCUGAAUUAAAAGAGGAAAAUAAGUAGGACAAUGUUUUGAUUAGGAUGACAUGCAUGAAGAAGCAGCAUAAACCUUCUGGCUUAUACCAGAAAGGCGUUGGAAGUGUGAGCUGACCAGUGAGUCAUGGGCAUUGAUCGUUUCCUCCUCUCCUCUCCUGUGUCCUUUCAGGAGCAACAGCGUCAUCCUGGCAGAUGAGAUGGGCUUAGGGAAAACCAUCCAGACCAUCUCUUUCCUCUCCUACCUCUUCCAUCAGCACCAGCUGUACGGCCCCUUCGUGAUCGUGGUGCCCUUGUCGACGCUGACCUCCUGGCAGAGGGAGUUUGAGAUCUGGGCCCCGGAGAUCAAUGUGGUCGUCUAUAUCGGAGAUCAGAUGAGCAGGAACGCUGUAAGCUACAGCCCAAGAAGCUGGGUUAACAGAGAACGUGCAAAUGGGAUCGUAUCUCGGGGUGGGUUUUGCAAACACAGGGUCAAAAAAACUCAGCAUUCCUGAAGGACUGGGCUGCCAGUGCAUUGAACAGAUAAUUACUUUUGUAAAAACUACAAACUGUUUCAUGUCAAUGUGUUUGGCUUUUCUAAAGAAGUAGUAAUGCAAAGUGAAGGUUGAAUCUCCUCCCCAAGGCAAGCCUAUAUUGACUGUGCAAUCAUUAUUUCUCUUUUCUCCUUAUUUGUAUUCCCCUUAUUUGUAAGAAAGUGCUGAAGCCCCACUAGAAAUCUUGGCAUACAUUCAAAUGUGGGGAAUAUUGCAUUAGUUUUCCUCACUACCAUAUUGGCCUGAAUAUAAGCCGUACCCGCAAAUAAGCUGCGCCUUUAAAAUUCAAGGGGGGGAAAGAAAAGAAAAAGACAACAACCUGAAUAUAAGCCGCUCCCUUAAAAUUGGGUUACAGGCUGAAAAUUGCUGUGGUUGGUAGAAUUGUAACUCCGAGCCAAUUUUAAGCCUUUGAUCUUGCAAGCCUGAAAAAGUUAUCGUACAAUCGCUAAAAUCGCAAAUCGCUAUUCGAUUGCUGUCCGCAGGCACUCACACCCGUAAAUGGCCAAUGUAGAAGAAAACCCUACGGGUUAAUUGCACAACAGUCUCAAGCUCGCAAACCAGCAAUAAAACAUUUUUUUCUUCUGUUUUACCGUAUGUCUGUUUCAGCAGUGAUAUCAUAAAAGCCCAUUUUUGUAAGGUCACAAAUUUAAGCUGCACUUUAACUUCACAGUUGGAAUUUGGAAGAAAAAAAGUGCGGCUUAUAUUCGGGCCAAUUCGGUAUCAUGCUAGCACUGCUUUCCUUUCACACUGAUGGAGCAGCUGCUUUGCAUGCCGAAGGUCCCAGGUCCAAUCCUUGGCCUCUCUGGGCAGAGCUAGGAAAGACUCCCAUCUAAGAACGUGCCUUGCAGAUGAAGCUCAUGCCUGAACUUUUGCCUCCUCCUCAGAUCCGUGAGUAUGAGUGGAUCCAUGCGCAGACCAAGCGGUUGAAGUUCAACGUGCUCAUCACAACGUACGAGAUUCUCCUGAAGGACAAGGUGAUUGCGUAGGCGAGGGCAGGACUGUUGUCUUUCUCCGUGGAAACGGGCACUCCUUCGUAUACCACUGGUGACAAGAACCUCCUCCUUGUUUUCAUUGGCUCUCCUCUUGCAAAACAUCUGUGUUCAAUGGUACAUCUUCAGCUUAAAAACAGGGCAUGUUAAAUGAAUUGCGGAGCAAGGAUUUUAACCUGGGUCUUCCGGGCCACAAGGGACUCUGAUUUGUUAACGCAGCUUCCUUCUCUCCAUGCAGCUCCUUCCUGGGUUGCAAUACUUGGGGGGCCAAGUACCCUCUGUAAAAGGCGGCUUGCUUGCUUUGUGUCCUUCAAGGCACCAUAGAUCUCCUCCUUGCUCCCAGAGACACAGCACUUAAGUUUUGCCCUGCUCUGAAGUUGCCAUUCAGACAUGGAGGAUAAGGCAGCUAGCCAUGAUGGCUCUGCUCUGCUGCUACCAUCAGAGGCAGUACAGUUCUGAAUAUGCUGGAAGGGGAGAGUGUGCUCAUGUGCUUGAGGGUAUCCAGCUUUCCUGAAAUGGGAAGGGGGCAGGUCUCAGCGGCAGAGCAGAUGCAGAAAAUCCCCAGCUCAAUUCCUGGUAUUUCCAGUUAAAAAACAAGCUGGUUUCAGAGGAUGGGAAAGUUCUCCUUCUGCCCAAGACUACAAGGAGUUGCUACCAGUCAGAGUAGACAAUUCAGAGCAGGAUAGAACUGCUGUUGGUAUGUGGGCAGAGUGUGUAGCCUAGAACUUCCCCCAGAAUCCUCUGCAACACACUGUGGCUCCACCUGCAUUAUAAAGCAGUAUCCUAUCCCUUUAAACAGUCAGGACUUCCCCCUAAAGCACCCUGGGAACUGUAGUCUGUUAAGGGUGCUGAGAGUUGUUAGGAGACCCCUGGUCCCCUCACAGAGCUACAGUUCUCAAGAGUUCCCUGGGAAGAGUGACAGAUGGUUAAACCAUUCUGGGAAUUGUAGCUCUGUGAGGAUAGUAGGGGCUGCCUAACAAUUCUCAGCACAAACUACAGCUCCCAUGAUUCUUUGGGAGAAGCCGUGGCUGUUUAAAGUGGUAUCAUAGUGCUUUAAAUGGAGACGGGGCCUGCAAUCUUCUGGGGGGCCAGUGUGCAGAGUUCCUUUGGCAGAUGUGGAAAAGAGCUUGCCGGAAAAGCUAGUAGGUUUGAAAAAGACCUUGUUGAUGUGUUGCUCUAGACCGUUCUGGGGAGCAUUAACUGGGCCUUCUUGGGUGUGGACGAAGCGCAUCGCUUGAAGAACGACGACUCCUUGCUGUACAAGACGUUGAUCGACUUCAAGUCGAACCACCGGCUGCUCAUCACUGGGACGCCCCUUCAGAAUUCUCUCAAAGAGCUCUGGUCCCUGCUGCAUUUUAUCAUGCCGGAGAAGUAAGCCUCCUUACUAUACAUCAAAAGUUACACCUGCCUCCAGGGCAAAUGGAGCACAAAGGGCGCAGAGCGGUGGGAGCAUGAGAGUUUGGAAGAAGCUGUGGGGGUAUGUGUGUGUUAUGAGAUACUGCAGAGGGAGCCACCAAAAGUGCAGGGAUGGGUUUUCUGAGCAGUCUCUUAAGCCUUCCUUCCUUUGUUCCUUUUUUGGAAAGGGCUCCUAGACCCUAAGGUCAAAAGUGAACUUGCAUGCUUCUAAUCCUUAAUUCAGCAAGAGUUGGCUUGAAAGGACAUUGCCAGUGGCAGCUUUUAACGUGGCUGGGCAGAGAGCUCCGUACCGGGCAGGGGGCUCUGUAUAGAGUUCCUUGCCCCCUGCCCCCCAUGAUUAGCAGCAGAAGAAAAAUAGAGAAUAAGAUAAAAAAAAGAGAUGCAAAUGUACUCAACAGAGCUCCAGUUCUUCCAAGCACAGAAAAUGGCAUAGGGGUUUGUGGCUGAGUGUGAGUGCAUGCAUGGACAUGGGUGUGUGUGUGCGAGCAUGUGCCCAGGUGAGUGUGGAUCCAAGUGUGUGUGCCUGUGCGUACGAGCAUGCAUAUAUGUGAGUGUGCAGACUCGGGGAGGAUCCCCAGCACCUGCCCCUUUCAUCUCCACCCUGCAGCCUCUUUACUUCCUUGCCAACACAAAGUGAGAAUCUGCUGCAGAUGGUUUUGAAAGCAAUUCUGUUCUGAACCUGCAAACUAGUGCAGAAUUUGGGUAGCCUUUGAUAUGUUUUGAGGGUGGGUGGGUCAGAAAGAGGAGGAAGAGGGAGUCCUGCCAGCUCAUCUUCACCGCCCCUUUUUUGUGCCCUGUUCUCACUGUCAGGUUUGAGUUGUGGGAAGAUUUUGAAGACGACCAUGGGAAAGGGCGCGAGAACGGCUACCAGAGCCUCCACAAAGUCUUGGAGCCAUUCCUCCUGCGCAGAGUGAAGAAGGACGUGGAGAAGUCCCUCCCUGCCAAAGUGGAACAGAUCCUGCGGGUGGAGAUGUCUGCCUUGCAGAAACAGUAUUACAAGUAGGUGCCUGGUGUCACGGCCAGGACUUGCCAGAGGCUGUGCUGCAAGAAAGAUUCUCAGUACACCUCAAUGCACCAUGGGGAAUAAGAUUAUUAGAUAAAGGCCCCUGUGAACCCCAAUAUCACCCCACAACCCGAAGAGGUUGCCUGAUGUAUCUCUGUGUGAUUUAUCCUUUCCCCAUCUCUGCAUGUCAUUUGGAGCAUUUGUUUCCCUCCUGAUGCAAAGAUGGAGUAGCAUUAGCUACCCACAGGAAGUUCUCUGUUGCAUCUCUGCAUGAGUCACUGCUAGAGUCCUAUCUGGGCCAGUGACUCGUGUAAGAGCACAGGAGCCAGGUUCCUCCAAUAGUAAUAGGUUUUGCUCCUGGCAUCCUCUUUGCCAGCCUGGGCACCCUCCAGAUGUUUGGGCCACAAGUUCCACCAGCUUCAGCCACCUGUGGUCCAAACUGUCUGAAGGGUAGCAGGUUGACAGCAGCACAAAACCCUUUCAGCUUUACAAGUGGCUUCCCAAGUUUUAAUUCAAAACCAAUGAGUCCCUCUGCUUUCUAGAAGACACGGGGUUUGUGUAACGUCAGGCUGUUUAAAUUGCAAGUGGCAAAAGCUGCAUUGUGGAUGUCCUUAAAUUCCAGGACCAUUAGAAAGCAGGGAAUGCCUUUCAUAGUUAUAAGUGAAAUCUGCUGCAAAAUGCAGCAGUAUGGAGUUUGCCCGGUCAGCCACACCCUCGUCCAGGAUACUCCAUUCCAUUCUCCCCUGCCCCCCUUUUAUCCUCCCAUGAAAUUUCUGUGUUCGUGGCACUUUCUCUGUUUUCAUAGUUCUCAUUUGGAGGGCCCUCCCGCCACCUCAAAUACCUUGAGGGUUUUCCUCCUAAAUAUUAUCUUUUGUACUUUUGCAAACCUCCUGGUGAUACCUUUGCUUUGAGCAUGAUUGCUACAAUUGUGGCUGGAUUCAGGACCUAUGCUCACAUAUGAUUUCCUUACUUCCCUUGUGCUCAGUCUCUGUGAACUUGCAGCACACCCACUUGGUUAGGAUCGUCUCCCCAAGUCCCCUUAUUAGCCAGCCUUGGAUGUAACACAGUUGGGAGUUCAUGUCUCCUGACGCCCCGUUCCCGGUUUGCUCUGCAGGUGGAUUUUAACACGCAACUACAAAGCGCUCUCUAAAGGCACGCGCGGGAGCACGUCCGGCUUCCUGAACAUCGUGAUGGAGCUGAAGAAGUGUUGCAACCACUGCUAUCUGAUCAAGGCCCCCGAGGAGAAUGAGAGGGAGAAUAGGCAGGAGCUGCUGCUGGUGGGUAACGUGGAGGGAGGGAGGGAGCACAUUGGCCCAUGUGCUGGUUACAUAAGCCUGGGGUGCGGCUGCAUUCAGAAUGGUGCUGCACAGCCGCUUCACUUCAGCAAGGUCUUGCAGAGUUGGAGAAGGGUCAGAAAAGGGCAAACCAAACAGUCAAGGGCAUGGAGCAACUUUCCACUAUGAGGAAAGAUUGCCGCAUUUGGGACUUUUUUUUUUAGCUUAAAGACAAGUAAGAGGCAACAUGAUAGACGUUUUUACAAUAUGCAGCAUAUAGUUAAACUGUGGAACUCCCUCCCACUUGAGGCACUGAUGGUCACCAACUUGGAUGGCUUUAAAAGAGGACUGGGCAAAUUCAUGGAGGAGUAGACUUUAUCAGUGGUACUAGCCAUAGCGGAUAUGCUUGGCCGCCAUGCUUCUUACCACAGGGGGAGAGAGUGCUCUUGCACUCGAAUCCUGGUUGACUGUUUCCCACAGGCAAUCUGAGAACAGGAUGCUGGACUAAAUGGCCCAUUGGCCUGACCCAGUAGGCCCUUCUUAUGUUCCCCGUUGCACACUGCUUCUGGACAUCUGCUUUGUUAAAUGUGUACAGAUGUGUAACAUUUGUAUAGCAGUUUUAAGUGUUUGAAAUCCUUCACAUGCAUUGUCCAGCUGUAAUCCACGGGAGAGCUCCGUAAGGCUCCGUUAGGCUACAUUCCAGUAGCCCCACACGACCCAGAGGUUUCCUCUCACCUAAUUUCUUCACCCAGGCAAGCAGAAUCACAAUGCAGGAAUGCUUUCCAGUCAUGCAGAAGUACUUGAGCAGGAUAUGUGAGGUCAGUGGCCUGGGGCGAGUCCUAAGGGCCAGAUAGAUUUUCUUAGAGGGUCAUACUUGGCCCCUGGCUCUUAAGGUCUCCACCUCUGCUGUAAGUUAAGCCAGCAGCACUGUCAUCCAUAUUACAGAUGGAGACACUGAGGCUAAGACAGAUCGGCUUGCCUGAAUCCCCCCUUGUCAGUUCAUGGCUGACUAGGCGAGAUUCAAGCGAGGGAUCUUCCUGAUUUGUAGGGCUCAGUCCAGGUUUGGAAGCGCCAUUUGCAAAUGACCACCAUGUCCCCUUCAGUCUUUAAUCAGGAGCAGUGGGAAGCUCAUCCUCCUGGACAAACUGCUGAGCAGGCUGCGCGAGAGGGGCAACCGAGUCCUCAUCUUCUCCCAGAUGGUGAGAAUGCUGGACAUCUUGGCAGAGUAUCUGGCCAUCAAGCACUACCCUUUCCAGGUGAGGCUGCCAUGGAUGAAACAGGCACAAGCUGCUGGCUUAGUUGGUUCAAAGGCGACGGUCUCAGAUAAGCUUCAGAUGUGGAAACCAAAGGUGCAUGGAAAGAAAAGGAGGGGAUGAUGCAUUUUGUAUUUUUAUUAUUGAAUUUAUACCCCACCCUUCCUCCGCAAAGAACCCGUGUACACCUUAUGCAUCACACAUAGGUCUGCAGAGGACUUCCUUCUGAUGUUAAGAUACUGUGGGCAUACAGAGACAGUGUACGGUUUCCUGAGAAUCUCGGCUUUUAUUUUAAAGCGAGCAAGUUUCUAGUCCUUAUGGUGUUCAGGGGACACAUCUCAGCCCGGCAAAAGUACUUUUUAACUGGAGACAUUUGCUGCUUUGGUCUGGGACUUCAUCCAGUGAAGCUGAACGUUGGAAUAUUCAGGGUGGAUAGGAGAAAGUCAUUCUUCAUGCAGCGCAUCAUUAAACUGUGGAACUCACUGUCACUGGAGGCAGUGAUCAGGUGGCUUUAAAAGAGGAUUGGACAAAUGCAUGGAGGAGAAGGCUAUCAAUGACUACUAAUCGCAAGGGCUGUGCUCUUCUUCCAUGGUGGGAGGCAGUAAUGCUUCUGAAUACCAGAAGCCACAGGGCGGAGAGUUCUCUUGGCCUUGGGUCCUGCUUCCCACAGCCAUCUGGUUGGCCUCUGUGAGAACAGGAUGCUGGACUAGAUGGGCCAUUUGCCUGAUCCAGAAGGGCUCUUCUUACAUCCUUAUGGGACCCUCUGCACUGAAAUCUGCCACUGAGCUUUCCCCUUUCCAUGUGGCCUCUUGUGUCUUAUGCCUUUUUUUUAAAUAAGCGCUUCCACAAGCAGUUCCUGGCUCAGGGCUUGUAAUGGGAGCUGUGGAGUCACCUGGUGCCUGUUGAGGCUUCCCGGGCACCGUCCCCUGCGGCAACAAGGUUAUUUUUAAUCACUGUUAUUUUUAAAGUGUUGCCUUGCUCCAAGCUGGUAGAAGCUGGACAGGGAUUUGAGUUUCUGAAUUAUCCGCUGCAGCAGUACCCAGGGUAUUGUUUUUGUGUGAGUGUGUGUAAGUGUGUCAAAGCAGUGAUUCCACUAGUGUCCUUUGAUUCAAUCACUGUUGUUCUUUGCAGCGCCUGGACGGCUCAAUCAAAGGCGAGAUCCGAAAGCAGGCGCUGGAUCACUUCAAUGCUGACGGCUCAGAGGUAAUGAUCAUUGUGACCUGCCCAUUCAGAGGGAGGGCAGCAGCUGGCGGGGUCUUCUGAGGGGAGGCAGCGAGUACCACAAGAAAGGGGAUGUCAUAUUUAUCAUCUUUAUCAGCCAUUUGUCGCUGAUAAAGAUGGUGGAUUACACCGAAAUGGCGAAAAUGACCGGGAAUAUCAGAAACCAGGAAGAUAGAAACUUUAACAAGGAAUGGGGACAAUUUAUAAGCUAUCAAAGAGAACACUGUAAACAACUAAAAAUCUUUGGCAGGAUUACAGUAACACUUGUAAUGUAUGAAAAACUGAGGUAAAAAUGGAUUUUUAAGAUAAAUAGAGAAACUAUAAGAUGCAAUAAGAAAAAGUUUUGACAAUGGAAACCAUGGAGGCGUGGAGGGAAGUCUAAGGGUUCAAGGAAUCCUAUAUGUGUAUGAUUAAUGUUUAAAUUCAAAUGUAUAUUGUAAAACUGAAUAAAAAAAUUUAAAAGGAAGAAAAAAAGAAAGGGAAUAUCGUUGCAAACGUUUUGCAAAGAGUUUUUUGGGAGAUUGAAACUUUUCCUUUCUAUCCAAGCUUUGUCCUUGGCUAGCCGGCCAGAUUUCUUUUUCAGCCUCUUAUCAGAAACAUCCCUGUGCAGAAAUCUGCCCUCUAGUUCCCCAAAGGUUUUCCCUCCAAAGGAAUAUGUGUGUCUAUGUGUGUAGUUAUUGCAUUGCAAAUCACUUCUUUGGAAUGCCUCAGGGAAGCAAUUCAUGUGCUUAGCACUGGGGCCUUUUUUUCUCCUCCUCAGGACUUCUGUUUCCUCCUGUCCACGCGAGCUGGUGGCCUGGGGAUUAACUUGGCCUCUGCUGACACGGUGGUCAUUUUCGACUCGGACUGGAACCCUCAGAAUGACUUGCAGGCUCAGGCCCGGGCUCACCGGAUAGGGCAGAAGAAGCAGGUCAGAGAAAGAGCCGAAGCUCUCAUGUUGCAGCCAUGGAUGGGUGGCAGCAGCCCCUAAGAUUCUGGAACGCCCACAAAGUUCCUGCAGGCCGUUUUCCUGGGGUGUUUUUCUUCGGACAUGACAGUUACCUCUUAGUUCUGUGCCAGUUGCUUUCUUCAUUCCGUAGGUGGAGAGGGAGACGGAAAGAUAGGAUUUGAGGUAACACCAAGAGAAAGGGAUAUUUUCUGCCCUAUUUCAGUCAUGGAAUCCUUUUUUUGUUUUUUUAGAGGUUUAAUAAGAUGCUGUUAUUCAUUGUUAUUAUUUAAUUUCUAUCCUGUCCUUUCUCCCAAGGGUGCCCAGGGCGGCAAACAUCUAAAAGUGUAAAAGAGGAUCGGACAGAUUCAUGGAGGAGAAGUUUUAAAUUGGUUUUUAAAAACAAUAUGAAGACCAAUUAAAAAAAAACCAUUUGAAAAUCAUCUAAUAACAGUCGUGGCUCUCCCCAAAGAAUUCGUUUGUUGGGAGACCCCCUGUUUCUCUCCCAGAGCUAUAUCCCCGGUUUUCUGGGAAGAGGGAUUGAUUGUUAAACCUCCCUGGAAUUGUAGCUCUGUAAAGGGAAUAGGGCAGACAUGGCCAAACUUGGCCCUCCAGCUGUUUGGGACUACAGUUCCCAUCAUCUUUGACCACUGGUCCUGUUAGCUAGGGAUAAUGGGAGUUGUAGUCCCAAAACAGCUGGAGGGCCAAGUUUGGCCAUGCCUGGAGUAGGGGGUCUCCCAACUACCGUAUUCUUCGCCCUAUAGGACGCACUUUUUCCCCUCCAAAAAUGAAGGGGAAAUGUGUGUGCGUCCUAUGGGGCGAAUGCAGCGCGCCAUCCCGCUGUCCCCGGAACUGGUUUGGAGGCUGGCGGCGGGGAGAAGCCCGCUUCUCCCUGCCGCCAGCCCCACAAGCUGGGGGACAGCUUCGCGCAGCUCUCCGCAAGCCAUGGGAGCCCGGCGCUUGCGGAGAGCUGCCUGUUCGGGGGGCUGGGGUCGGGGGAAGCCCGAGCUUCCCCCCCCCCCGCCCCGCGCCUGGGGGGAAAAUAAUGUUUUCCCCCUUUAUUCGCCCCCCCCCAAAUUAGGUGCAUCCUAUGGGCCGGUGCGUCCUAUAGGGCGAAAAAUACGGUACUCUCAGCACCCUUACCAAACUACACUUCCCAGGAUACUUUGAGGGAAGCCAUGACCAUUUAAAGUGGUUUCAUAGUGGUUUAAAUGUAUGGUGCAGAAGGGAGACUUUGUAGAGAGGUAAUUCCACAGUUGGUUCAGACCUCUACUUUAGAAGCAGCCACGGUCGUAUAGAGCUCUUCGGCAUUAAGGGGAAACAAAACCUCUAAGCUGUUUACAUGUGGCACCUCCUUCGAGCUCCUCUGGCUUGAAGGGCAGGAGUCAGGGGCAAAGUAGUAGCUCAUCAAGCAGAAGGACCCCAUAGGUUCUGUCUUUGUCAUCUUGAAUUAAAAAAUGUUGCAUUUACAGGAGAAAGAAAAGCUUUUGGCUUUCAUGCUCUGGGGUAAGAGAGGAACCGUGAUCUGACUCUCUGGGAAAUGGAGCUUUUAUCUGUACCCUUCCCACCCCCCUUGCAGGUGAAUAUUUAUCGAUUGGUUACGAAGGGGACGGUGGAAGAAGAGAUUAUAGAAAGAGCCAAGAAGAAGAUGGUAUUAGACCAUCUGGUGAUACAGCGCAUGGACACCACUGGACGAACUGUUCUGGACAACAACUCUGGCAGAUCCAAGUAAGGGGGAUGAGAGAGGAUGGGGACAGGUUCUCUUGAGGACUACAGAUCCAAACUAACUAGUCUCUCUUGGUGUAUAUCAGCCUUCCUUGAGAUGCUGCCCUCCAGUAGGUCCAACGUCCACUUCCUUCUUGUUCCCUUGCAGCACAAACCCUUUCAACAAAGAGGAGCUGACGGCCAUCUUGAAGUUCGGUGCGGAAGACCUGUUCAAAGAGCUGGAAGGGGAAGAGUCUGAGCCACAGGUGAGCCCAGCUGGAAGGGUUUUUGGUUGGCACACUUUGUUAGAGAUGGUUUCCCCUCUGAAGGUUGUAUUCAAAGCUACAGUGGUACCUUGGUUUUCAAACGUCUUCGUCGACGAACAUUUCGGUUUUCGAACACCGUAAACCCAGAAGUAAAUGCUUCGGUUUUCAGACGUGCCUCAGAAGUUGAACUGGAAAUGCUGCUUCCGUAUUGAGUUUUCCGUUUUGAGGCUUCCAUACUGAGUUUCGGUUUUGGAACUCGAAUGGUCUUCUGGAACGGAUUACGUUCAAAAACCGAGGUGCCACUGUAGUCCUACCCAGACCAGGCUCACAAAUCAAAUCAAAUCAAAUCUUUAUUGUUACAGUCAAUGACCAGUAUUCAAUAGACCCAUGAAAGUUAUUAGAGCUAAGAUAGUUGCGUUAAUUUCAGUGAGUUUACUCUGAGCAGGACCAUCCCAAUGAAAAGGAAAUGCAAGAAAGCAAAGUGGCUGUCCAACGAGGCCUUACAAAUAGCGGGGGAGAGGAGGCAAGCAAAAUGCGAGGGAGAUAGUGAAAGAUACAGGAAAUUGAAUGCAGAUUUCAAAAAAAUAGCAAGGAGAGACAAGAAGGCCUUCUUAAACGAGCAAUGCAAAAAAUAGAGGAAAACAACAGAAUGGGAAGAACCAGAGAUCUGUUCAAGAAAAUUGGAGAUAUGAAAGGAACAUUUCGUACAAAGAUUACCAUGAUAAAGGACAAAAGUGGUAAGGACCUAACAGAAGCAGAAGACAUCAAGAAGAGGUGGCAAGAAUACAUAGAGGAAUUGUACCAGAAAGAUAUGGAUGGCUCGUACACCCUAGGUAGUGUGGUUGCUGACCUUGAGCCAGACAUCCUGGAGAGUGAAGUCAAAUGGGCCUUAGAAAGCACUGCAAAUAACAAGGCCAGUGGAAGUGAUGAUAUUCCAGCUGAACUAUUUAAAAUUUAAAAGAUGAUGCUAAGGUGCUACACUCUCAACUCAGCAAGUUUGGAAAACUCAGCAGUGGCCAGAGGAUUGGAGAAGAUCAGUCUACAUCCCAAUCCCAAAGAGGGGCAGUGCCAAAGAAUGCUCCAACUACCGCACAAUUGCACUCAUUUCACACGCUAGCAAGGUUAUGCUUAAAAUUCUACAAGGCAGGCUUAAGCAGUAUGUGGACCGAGAACUCCCAGAAGUGCAAGCUGGAUUUAGAAGAGGCAGAGGAACCAGAGACCAAAUUGCAAACACGUGCUGGAUUAUGGAGAAAGCUAGAGAGUUCCAGAAAGACAUCUACUUCUGCUUCAUUGACUGUGCAAAAGCCUUUGACUGUGUUGAGCACAGCAAACUAUGACAAGUUCUUAAAGAAAUGGGAGUGCCUGAUCACCUCAUCUGUCUCCUGAAGAAAUCUCUAUGUGGGACAAGAAGCUACAGUUAGAACUGGAUAUGGAGCAACUGAUUGGUUCAAAAUUGGGAAAGGAGUACGACAAGGCUGUAUAUUGUCUCCCUGCUUAUUCAACUUAUAUGCAGAAUUCAUCAUGCGAAAGGCUGGGCUGGGUGAAUCCCUAGCCGGAAUUAAGAUUGCCGGAAGAAAUAUCAACAAUCUCAGAUAUGCAGAUGACACAACUUUGAUGGCAGAAAGUGAGGAGGAAUUAAAGAACCUUUUAUUGAGGGUGAAAGAGGAGAGUGCAAAAUAUGAUCUGAAACUCAACAUCAAAAAAACGAAGAUCAUGGCCACUGGUCCCAUCACCUCCUGGCAAAGAGAAGGGGAAGAGAUGGAGGCAGUGAGAGAUUUUACUUUCUUGGGCUCCAUGAUCACUGCAGAUGGUGACAGCAGCCACAAAAUUAAAAGACGCCUGCUUCUUGGGAGAAAAGCAAUGACAAACCUAGACAGCAUCUUAAAAGUAGAGACAUCACCUUGCCAACAAAGGUCCGUAUAGUAAAAGCUAUGGUUUUCCCAGUAGUGAUGUAUGGAAGUGAAAGCUGGACCAUAAAGAAGGCUGAUCGCCGAAGAAUUGAUGCUUUUGAAUUAUGGUGCUGGAGGUGACUCUUGAGAGUCCCAUGGACUGCAAGAAGAUCAAACCUAUCAAUUCUUAAGGAAAUCAGCCCUGAGUGCUCACUGGAAGGGCAGGUUGUGAAGCUGAGGCUCCAAUACUUUGGCCACCUGAUGAGAAGAGAAGACUCCCUGGGAAAGACCCUGAUGUUGGGAAAGAUGGAGGGCACAAGGAGAAGGGGACGACAAGAGGACGAGAUGGUUGGAUAGUGUUCUUGAAGCUACCAGCAUGAGUUUGACCAAACUUCAGGAGGCAGUGGAAGACAGAAGUGUCUGGCGGGCUCUGGUCCAUGGGGUCACGAAGAGUCGGACACGGCUAAAUGACUAAACAACAACAACACUCUGAGCAGGAUUAAUUUUUGAUACAAACUUGUAUGUUUCUAUGAUACCAACAGAGGUGAACAACCCCAUACCAGUUCCCAAGCUGGUGUCCCACAAGGAAUAAAUUGAUUUCAUUCUUUAUUCUUUCAUUUAUAGGAUUCCUUACCUACCCCUUUCACCGCAAGGUCCCAGGACAGGUUACGAUGAUACGAUGAUAUUAUAAUACGAUGAUAUUAUAAUACAGUUAUAAAAUCAAAUAAAUCAGUUUAUGAUUGUAAAACUAGCAAGACCAUUAUAAAUGGAACAGGGGACUUUAAAUUCAACAAAAGGAAGUGAAUCCCCCAAAACAAAAUACGGUGGUACCCGGGUUAAGUGCUUAAUUCGUUCCGGAGGUCCGUACUUAACCUGAAACUGUUGUUAACCUGAAGCACCACUUUAGCUAAUGGGGCCUCCUGCUGCUGCCGCGCCACCAGAGCACAAUUUCUGUUCUCACCCUGAAGCAAAGUUCUUAACCUGAAGCAAUAUUUCUGGGUUAACGGAAUCUGUAACCUGAAGCGUAUGUAACCCGAGGUACCACUGUACCUUAACUUCCAAGGGACAGGGUAAAAGAGGUGUGUCUUCAGCACUGGGUGGAAGCUGUGGAACGAUGAUGUCAGGCAUUGUGGGGAGGGAGUUCUAGAACUGAGGGGCCAUCACAGAGAAAUCCCUCUCCUUGGCUACAACUGCCAACACUUCUGAAGGUGACGGAGCGACACUUAGGUACUCCUCUGCCGGUAGCCUGGGAGGGCCUGUAGGCAGGGAUGGAGACAACUUUUCAGAUAUUUGGGGUCUUAGUAGUAGUUGCUCUGUGAGCAAUGAAGAAAAUUAUUUGUUGUGAAUCUUAAUUUCGGUGUUGAAAGGGGCAUAUUCCUCUACAGUCGUACCUUGGUUGCCGAAUGCCAUGGUAACUCAUACGUUUUGGCUCCUGAACGAUCGAAAACCGGAAGUGAGUGUUCUGAUUUUCAAACGAUUUUCAGAAACCGAAUGUCUGGUGUGGCUUCCGAUUGGCUGCAGGACGCUUCUGCAGCUCCAAUCGGAAGCUGUGCCUUGGUUUUCGAAUAGUUCCGGGAGUCAAACAGACUCCUGGAACACAUUCUGUUCGAGAACCAAGGUAUGACUGUACUUUUGAAAGAAGCAAAAAACCCGGGUGUCUUUGCUUUUAGAAAGUUUGGGAAAUGCUGGACAAUGCUAUCCUGUCUCCUUCCAUCUCUCUAAAGUCUGACUCAGUAUAAGAAAUGCAUGUAACAAUCAUUUUAUUCAGCAAAGCUGAAAUCAUGAAAUAUACGUGUCAGAUGCUUCUGCUUUAACUGUGGUUAGCAUUAGUUAUGGUUUAGCGUUACACGCGUUACACAAAGCAUCUUAAGCACACUUUUCCCACAUCCCACCCCCACUGAGUUCAUUCUUACUCAAUAUUCGGUUAUUGCAGAUUCUCUCUCACAGGCUGUGAUUCCCUCCUGUCUUCCCCACCCCUUCCAGGAAAUGGACAUCGAGGAAAUUUUGCGCUUGGCCGAAACCCGAGAGAACGAAGCAUCCACAAGCGCCACAGAUGAACUUCUGUCUCAGUUCAAGGUAUGGACCUGUGUGGGUGGAGCAUAAAGCAACAUUAGCAUGUUUUCAGUUAUUAUUUAUUGAAUUUAUAUCGCAGCCUUUCUCUCCAAGGAACCCAGGGGCAGAGGAUAAGACAAUUCAAAAAUGAAAUGAGAGCAUUCUCAAAUAGGAGCCCAGGGGUGGAAUAUGACCAACCCUGUGAAGAUGUGAUGGUUUCAGAUCUUACAAGAAGUACCAGCACAGAUGGCAGAUACUUUUGCCAGUGCUGUAGAGCAAUUGUGUCCAAACUUCGUCCCCACCUCACUCCAGAAAAAUUCCCUCAGACACUCAUGAUUGUGACCCGGGUUCAAAUUCCUUCACGGUCCCGGUGGCCUUGGAGAAGGCAUGUACUCACAGCCUCAGGUUCCCUUCGUCUUAGCGGGUUCCUUCUCACACAAUGUCAUUGUGAGGAGAGACACACACACACACACACACACACACAGGCCAUGGGAUCGGUUCGAAAUAUUUUUUAACCUGGUGAUGAGGAAUGAAACCUGGCGGGUGUUUUCUCCUUUGUAGGUGGCCAACUUUGCAACGAUGGAGGAGGAGGAAGCCGAGCUGGAGGAGAGGUCUCAGAAGGACUGGGACGAUAUCAUCCCGGAGGAGCAGAGGAAGAAGGUGGAGGAGGAGGAGCGGCAGAAGGAACUAGAGGAGAUCUACAUGCUUCCCAGAAUCCGCAGCUCGGCUAAAAAGGUAUGGCCAGGGCAGGGCGUAUUCUCCUCGAUUUGAACCCAGACCAACCACUGCCAUGUCCCAACAGCUCUCGUCGGCUUAGAAUGUAAGAAGAGCCCAACGCAUUCAGGCCAAAAGUCCAUCUAGUCCCCCUGCGGCCACUCAGGGGCCUUUGGGAAGCCCGCAUGCAGGAGCUGAGUGCAGCAACGCUCUUCUUUUCUACAUUUAAGGCACAGAGCCUGCUGCUUCAGUGAGGGACAUACGGCAUUUAUUAUUUCCUUCGUGCCCUCUUCACAAUGUGGGGCGCUUGAUAGGGAGACAUAACCAAAGGCAGGUGCUUGCCCCCAAAGGGUUUAUAUUAUACCGUAACGGAGCCCCUUCCAUUUCUCCUCCCGCUUGGCUGAAGGGGCGCUGCGCAACUCUCCCUCUCUGCUGAAGCCGGGAGAGUCUUGCUCUCCCGGUUUCAGCAAAAGGAACCUGAAGCCUCCGGAACGCAGCGGGAACUCGCGCUGCGCUCUGAAGCCUUCGGAGUGCAGCGCGAGUUCCCGCUGCGCUCCGGAGGCUUCAGGUUCCUUUCGCUGAAGCCAGGAGAGUCUUGCUCUCCAGGCUUCAGCGAAAGCAACGCGAAGCCAAGGAGCCUGCAUUCGCUCCACAGGACGCACACACAUUUCCCCUUAAUUUUUGGAGGGGAAAAAGUGCAUCCUAUAGAGCGAAAAAUACGGUAAAUUUAGGAAGUUGGGGACGUCGGAGGCUGGGCUUAAGAGGUGUGAGAGAGGGCAAUGCAGGAUUGGAGACUGCAGAGUGGGUUAAACGGGUCCCUUGCAGAUUUCAGUUUCCCCUCUUGCAAACUCUGCUUUUUGAAAUGCAAAGCAGGGCCCCUCCUUGGGAAGGAACAUGGGAGGCUGACUUACAUUGAGCCAGACCAUCGAGCUCAGUAUCACCUACUCUGGCUGGUAGCUGCUCUCCAGGGGUUCAGACUGAUCUCUCCGAGCCUUGCCUAGAGAUGCUGGGGAUUGAACCUGGAGCCUUCUGCCUGCAAAGCAGAUGCUUUACCACUGAGCUGUGGUCCCGUGCCUUUAAGGAUUAAGUUUCCACUCCUCAUGGUUUGGAAUAAAGGGCUGAUUUGAAUAGCAACAAAGGAAGCUGCCUUAAACCCAGUCAGACCACUGGCUCAGUAUUUUCUACACUGGUACCAGCUCUCCAGGGUUUCUGGCAGGGGGCAGUCCCAGCCCUAGCUGGUCUCAAACCCAGGACCUUCCGCAUGCAAGCAGAUGCUUACCUCUGAACAAUGGCCCUUCCUGAACAAAUGGCUCUGCUUUUAAAGGUGAUAGCCAGCACAUCAAAGCUCCAGCAGGACACUGGAAGCCUUUCACCCUCCUCCUCUGCAAAAAUAUCUGGGGCAUCCUGAAGUGAUGAGUGCUCAGAGGCUAAGAUACCUCCUGCUGCAAGCAAGCAAGCAGCCUGGUUGAUCUGUUGUCCUUUCUGACCCCAUAGGCUCAGGCCAAUGACAGCGAUUCGGAUGUCGAGAUGAAGAAAAAGCUGCAGGGGUCGUCCGGCUCGGAGAGUGAGACGGAGGACUCAGACGAUGAUAAAAGACCCAAACGAAGAGGGCGGCCCCGCAGCGUCCGGAAGGACACGGUGGAAGGCUUCACAGACACGGAAAUCAGGAGGUCAGCACUGAUGCCUGAUGGGGUUUCAUCUGCAUUUAUUCCUCCCCCUGCCCAGGAGUCUUGAGCAGGCUCCGAUACGUCUUAAGCUCAUUUUCAUUUAAGCAAAAAAGCCCUCCCCUUUUUUACAAUCCAGAAUUACUUUAUAUACCUGGCAGCUAUUCGCCCCCCCACGCAGCCAGCAAAGCUUUGUGAUAACGCUUGGAAUUCCAGGGAGAUUGUGGUACUCUUGGGAUGGUGGCACAAUCAUGAUUUGGGAGCUGGAGUUAGCAGGAUCCCUGACUGCCUUUUGCCAUAGUUAUGUGACCAGCUCCACAGAACAAGUUUAUUCAAGUAGGAAUGCACUUGCUGGAACUCUUCUGACAGCUGCUGCCCCAUUUUUUUGUUUGAAUCCUGCAGGUUUAUCAAGGCCUACAAAAAGUUUGGAGUUCCCCUGGAACGGUAAGUACUGAUCUGUUUAGUUUCUGGUGCCAGGGAUUACACUGAGGUUACUGUUAUUAUUUUUUAUUUUACUGGAUUUUUCAUCAUGGCUUUCCUCCCUGAGAAGCCCAAGGCAGAAAACAACACAUUUUUAAAGCGAAAACAUUACAAAACAGAUUAAAAUAGUCUAAAAACAAUUUUAAAAAUGUUAAAACAAUUAGAAACAUUCAUUUUUUAUUUUCUUACACGCCACCUUGAUUUUUUUUUUUACGAUAUAGCAUUAUAUAAAUAUUUUUAUUAAAAAAUUAUAAACAACAGCAAUUGCAAUUUAAAAACAGUCUUCCAUCCAAUGAUCUUGAGGUUGCCACAACAUUUGUGGGCCACCAAUUUUUGGAUAGACUGGAUAGUUUUCAAAUUCUGCCUGAGAGUUGAUAAUGAUGGAGGCAGACAUAUCACACUAAGGAGGGUAAUUCCCAGAGUUCCCCGGGAAGAAGCAUUGAUUCUUUAAACCACUCUGGGAAUUGUCACAUUGUGAUGAGAAUGGGGGUCUCCUCACAACCCUCCACACCCUUAACAAACUACAGCUCCCAGGAACAGGAACAGAUGGCCAAGCAUGCAAAAAGAAGGGAGAUAGUAGUAAUGGGGGACUUCAAUUACCCGGAUAUUUGUUGGAUGUCAAACUCAGCCAAGAGCAUAAGGUCAAACAGAUUCCUCACUGGCCUUGCAGACAACUUCAUUGUCCAGAAAGUGGGAGAAGCAACAAGAGGAACAGCCAUUUUAGAUCUGGUCCUAACCAAUGUUGAUGACCUGGUUAGUGGGGUAGAAGUGGAAGGAUCAUUAGGCGCGAGUGAUCAUGCUCUUCUGAAGUUUACUAUACAGCGGAAAGGAGCAGCCAAGCAUACUAGGACUCAAUUUCUUGACUUUAAGAAAGCCGACUUCAUAAAACUUAGGGAAGUGCUGGGUGAGAUCCCAUGGACAGUAAUACUAAAAGGAAAGGGAGUUCAUGAUGGCUGGGAGUUUGUUAAGAGGGAGAUAGUAAAAGCACAACGUCAGGCAAUACCAAUGAGACGGAAACAUGGAAGGUGCCUAAAGAAGCCAGGGUGGCUAUCUAAAGAACUUUUAACUGAGUUAAGAUUAAAAAAGGAUGUGUACAAAAAUGGAAAAGGGGGAAACCACCAAAGAGGAAUUCAAACAAAUAGCCAGCACGUGUAGACACAAAGUCAGAAAAGCUAAAGCACAGAAUGAACUCAGGCUUGCUAGAGAGGUUAAAAGCAACAACAAAGGCUUUUAUGGGUAUGUUCGUAGCAAAAGGAAGAACAAAGAAAGAGUGGGGUCACUCAGAGGAGAAGAUGGUGAAAUGCAAACAGGGGACACAGAAAGGGUUGAACUCCUCAAUGCCUUCUUUGCCUCAGUCUUCUCCGAUAAAGAAAACAAUGCCCGACCUGAAGAAUUUGGAGCAAAUGAUUCAGCAAAGGAAACACAGCCCAGAAUAACUAAGGAGAUAGUACAAGAAUAUUUGGCUAGUUUAGAUGUAUUCAAGUCUCCAGGGCCAGAUGAACUGCAUCCAAGAGUAUUAAAAGAACUGGCAGAUGUGAUCUCAGAACCACUGGCAGUCAUCUUUGAGAAUUCCUGGAGAACAGGCGAAGUCCCAGCAGACUGGAGGAGGGCAAAUGUUGUCCCUAUUUUCAAAAAGGGGAAAAGAGAGGACCCAAAUAAUUACCGCCCAGUCAGUCUGACAUCAAUACCAGGGAAGAUUCUGGAGCAGAUCAUUAAGCAAACAGUCUGUGAGCACCUAGAAAGGAAUGCUGUGAUCACCAAUAGUCAGCAUGGAUUUCUGAAAAAUAAGUCAUGUCAGACUAACCUGAUCUCGUUUUUGACAGAAUUACAAGCCUGGUAGAUGAAGGGAACGCAGUGGAUGUAGCCUACCUUGAUUUCAGCAAGGCAUUUGACAAGGUGCCCCAUGAUAUUCUUGUAAAGAAGCUGGUAAAAUGCGGUCUUGACUAUGCUACCACUCAGUGGAUUUGUAACUGGCUGACUGACCGAACCCAAAGGGUGCUCAUCAAUGGUUCCUCUUCAUCCUGGAGAAGAGUGACUAGUGGGGUGCCACAGGGUUCUGUCUUGGGCCCGGUCUUAUUCAACAUCUUUAUCAACGACUUGGAUGAUGGACUCAAGGGCAUCCUGAUCAAAUUUGCAGAUGACACCAAACUGGGAGGGGUGGCUAACACCCCAGAGGACAGGAUCACACUUCAAAACGACCUUGACAGAUUAGAGAACUGGGCCAAAACAAACAAGAUGAAUUUUAACAGGGAGAAAUGUAAAGUAUUGCACUUGGGCAAAAAAAAUGAGAGGCGCAAAUACAAGAUGGGUGACACCUGGCUUGAGAGCAGUACAUGUGAAAAGGAUCUAGGAGUCUUGGUUGACCACAAACUUGACAUGAGCCAACAGUGUGACGCGGCAGCUAAAAAAAGCCAAUGCAAUUCUGGGCUGCAUCAAUAGGAGUAUAGCAUCUAGAUCAAGGGAAGUAAUAGUGCCACUGUAUUCUGCUCUGGUCAGACCUCACCUGGAGUACUGUGUCCAGUUCUGGGCACCACAGUUCAAGAAGGACACUGACAAACUGGAACGUGUCCAGAGGAGGGCAACCAAAAUGGUCAAAGGCCUGGAAACGAUGCCUUAUGAGGAACGGCUAAGGGAGCUGGGCAUGUUUAGCCUGGAGAAGAGGAGGUUAAGGGGUGAUAUGAUAGCCAUGUUCAAAUAUAUAAAAAGAUGUCACAUAGAGGAGGGAGAAAGGUUGUUUUCUGCUGCUCCAGAGAAGCGGACACGGAGCAAUGGAUCCAAACUACAAGAAAGAAGAUUCCACCUAAACAUUAGGAAGAACUUCCUGACAGUAAGAGCUGUUCGACAGUGGAAUUUGCUGCCAAGGAGUGUGGUGGAGUCUCCUUCUUUGGAGGUCUUUAAGCAGAGGCUUGACAACCAUAUGUCAGGAGUGCUCUGAUGGUGUUUCCUGCUUGGCAGGAGGUUGGACUCGAUGGCCCUUGUGGUCUCUUCCAACUGUACGAUUCUAUGAUUCUAGGAUUCUUUGGGUGAAGGCUGUAGGAUGUGGCAUUUCAUUUCAUUAUUUCAUUUUUAUUGAUUUAUCAAUAGACAUGUGGUACAGACUAACACAUGAUACAAACCAUAACAGAAUGAUACACGGAGCAUAUUCAGUAUAUAAGUCAAAUUAAAGAGAUGCAAUUAAAUAUAGCCAGUUUCUUAAGAUGUGUCUACAUAGCCCAGGAGUGAGUCAUAGGAGGAGUACAGCUAUGGCUCUCCCGAUUUAUAUAAUUUUUUUUAAAAAAGUGGAUACCUGUCUGCAUCAGAACUGUCUGAUUUGGCUCUGCCCCAGACUACACGUCUAUGCCUGACCAGAUGUUCAGAUAAAUCCAUGUCGCAUACAUUGGUAAAUGAUGCCUUUUGCAGAGGAACUGUUGAUGAUUUCCAUUGUGGCACUGGGUUAUGAACUAUCUGCCGCCACGAGGGAGCUCUGUUUCCAUUCAUUUCAUUGUCCUCUUCUCCCUCCUCCAGGCUGGAGUGCAUUGCCCGAGAUGCGGAGCUGGUAGACAAAUCGGUGGCCGACUUGAAACGCCUCGGGGAGCUUCUUCACAACAGCUGCGUUUCGGCCAUGCAGGAGUACGAAGAACACCUGAAAGAGAACCCUGCAGAAAGUAAGUGGAGAAGAGUCUUGCAUCCAGGAUAAAAGGAUUGGUUAAAGCACUUGGAUCCUCAUGCUUUUCAGAUAAGCAACUCACCCCUUCCCCCCGUUUCUUGUAGCUGAAGCAUCUGUGGCUCUUUUUUUCCAGACAAAGGACCAGGGAAGAGAAGAGGCCCCACCAUUAAGAUUUCUGGCGUCCAGGUGAACGUGAAAGCCAUCAUUCAACACGAAGAGGAGUUUGCAAUGCUGCACAAGACCAUCCCAACGGACCCGGAGGAGAGGGCAAGGUGAGUCUGAAGGUUCCUGGGGACACAGGGAAGAAGAGCGCAAGGAGGUGAGAGUUGGUGUAGAGCAGUGGCAAGAGUGGCCUGACUUUCAGCUGCUUUCCAGAUUGCAGCUUCGGUUUGCCUGUAAACUAAUGGGACUCAAUGAGCUUCUGGCUCACCCCUUCAUCUUCAGACUCCCAGCCGACUUUCCUUUAUUUAAUGAGUUAGGCAGAAGAGAAUAUUCACGAGGGAGCCCUUGGCGGGUCCAGAAUGAAGUCCUGCCUCUCAGAAGGGGUGUUCAUUGCAUGUUACAUUCAAACCAGUGUACCAUCUCUGGACACAUCUAGUUGGGGUGCACAAACAGUUGAGCUGUGGACUCAUGGUUAUUUGCAUGUAACACUCAAUGUAUCUAGCUGUGUACACACCAUAGUGGAGCUGUGCUCAACAAGUGUACACUCUUUUCACACACCAACACUUGUACAUGUGUAGAGAAAGCUUGCACCUCAGUGUAAUGGGUGAAGAAGCCUAAAACACUGGAAAGUUCAGAUGAGAAAGACACACAUUUGUGCCUUCUCUCUCUCCCUGUCCCCCUUCUGUUGCAGACCUUUAGAGGCAUAGAAAAAGAACUCUGAUGUAAAAAGUGAAGAGAGACAGUAUCGUUCAGUGGUUAUAGUGUUGGACUUAGACCUGGCAGCCCUGUGUUCAAAUCCCUACUCUGCCAUGGGUGACCAUAGGCCAGCCACCUUUAGCCUAGCUUACCUCACAGGGUUGUUGUGAAGAUAAAAUGGGGAAGGAGGAAAACCAUAUAUACCAUCUUGAGCCAAACAACAAAACCUCUUACCUGUUUUUCUGCUCUCCCAUUAAAUUGCAGGUUCUGCCUGACUUGCCGUGUGAAAGCUGCCCAUUUUGAUGUGGAUUGGAGUGUGGAAGAUGACUCUCACUUGUUGGUGGGAGUAUAUGAACAUGGCUACGGGAACUGGGAGCUCAUCAAAUCAGACCCAGAGCUGAAAUUGACCAACAAGGUACAAGAAACCUCACAUGCAGAGGGAGGCCUGGUUUGCAUGUAUAGCACUAAGCCACGGUUAGUUUAGCCAAAGAGUGGUUUGUUUGGCUGUGCGAACUCAGCCAACAGACUAACUGAGGUUUGUUUCCUCCCAGCCAAACCACAACGUGAAGCCACAAUUUGCUGUUGGCUUACAAACUGUGACAUGUUAUGGCUAUGGUUUAGUGUUAUGUUUGAAACCAUAGCCUUGCUUAACCAUGGUUUGUUAGGCCACUCCACCCUAGACGCUCACUAAGCUGUGGAGGCAAAGCUAGCUGGAAAACGAAAGCUUUGGAGAAACAAGAUGCGCCUUGUUUUCAGGUCUGUGAACAUGGUUUGUUGAACGAGCCAUAGCUACAACAAACCAUGGCACACUGUCAUGUGUGAACGCAGGCAGUGCGUGUGUGUCUGCAGACAAGUGUUUGGCUUCCUCCAAAGACAAUUCCAACCCUCCACUGAGCAACCAGGCUUAAAUCAAAACAAGUAAUAGCAAUAAUGGUGUAAAACAACAUGUCUGGAAGUCUGUUGUGCUCAGGGAAACUGGGUAUAAAUUCUGUGGUUCAACUGGCAAUGUAUUUUGCUGUUGACUACACCCUGCAAAGCUCACGGAAAUCUGGGCAGAAGAAAAAGAAACGAGGAAAUAGGAAGCGGAGGGAGGGUUUCUGAUUGCUUUGAUCCUGACAUGGCGUGAGCUUCUGUGCAGACCUGGCCAUUUAUUUAUACUCUUAAAGAAUGCUGCCUCCUAGAGCAGAAAACACUGCUCUAGUGUUUGGAUUACUGAUGGGUGUCCAAUUCCCUCCACUUUGAAUUCUUAGUCCACUUCCCCAUUUUCUUAGUUGUAGCUUUCUGUAUCUUAUAAUUGGAAAGUAUAUGGGAGGGGGGGGCUCUUGCUGUCAGACCUUUGCUUUCGUUGAUGCCCAUGUCCUUAAAAACAUUUCUCUCCUCCCCUCCCCCAAGAUCCUUCCUGUUGAGACAGACAAGAAGCCUCAGGGGAAGCAGCUCCAGGCACGAGUCGACUACUUGCUGAAACUACUCAAGAAAGACAUGGAGAAAAAGGACGGAACGAAAGAGGUGGAAGAGGUCAGUUCCACCAUGGAUGAAUCGCAGCAGAAAAGGCAGAGUCACUAGACCAGGCCUUGUGCAUUUCACACAUCUGACUUGGCACUUCAGUAGUGCACAGGUCAGCUUUCUAGUCCCUGUGGAGGCAAAUGCAUGCUUUGGAAACAUAUGGAUGGGGCUUUGCAAAAUCUCUCAAACCAGAGUGAGGGCUGAAUAGGACCCCCAGGUCUUUUAAAGCAUCAUAUGCCAAGCCUGGUGCCUUCCAGUUUGGACCACAGGUCAUCAGCCCCAGCCAGCACAACUGUGCUUCUGUUAACAUCAGCAUCAUGCAGGCUGAUGUGAGUCGUAGCCGGUCCAGAAAUCACGAAGAGGGGGCGCCAUGUUAGCAGAAUGUGCCGUGCGCUACGAGGCUCUGCAUCUCGGUCUGUGUGUCAUCUGGGAGGGAAGCUUUCCUUGGGAAGUUGCAGUUCUCCUGCUCUUGACUGACUUCUUCUCCUCUCACCUUAGACCAAGGCGAAAAAGAGGAAGCCCCGCACAAAGAAGGAAAACAAGUCUCUCAAAGGGAGAGAUGAGCAUGGGAAUGAGGUCUCCUCUCCUCGACACUCAGACAACCCCUCAGAAGAAGGAGAGGUCAAGGUAAGCCCAGUUUGGCAGGUCUCCUGUGAUUCCACGUGCCCACCUGUGUAAUAUCUGAUGUGCAGAUUCUAUUGUGUUGAAUAAUAUAUACAGCUGGCAGAUGAAGAAUUGGAAAUUCUCUUUUUUGUCCCCCCCCCAUUUUCUUUUUUUCCUCUCUGUGGUGUAGUGUGUAGGGAGUCAGUGUGGUGUAGUGGUUAAGAGCGGUAGAUUCGUAAUCUGGGGAACCGGGUUCACAUCUCCGCUCCUCCACAUGCAGCUGCUGGGUGACCUUGGGCCAGUCACACUUCUCUGAAGUCUUUCAGCCCCAGUCACCUCACAGAGUGUUUGUUGUGGGGGAGGAAGGGAAAGGAGAAUGUUAGCCGCUUUGAGACUCCUUCGGGCAGUGAUAAAACGGGAUAUCAAAUCCAAACUCCUCCUCCUCCUCCUCCUCCUCCUCCUCUUCUUCUUCUUCUUCUUCUUCUUCUUCUUCUCUCUCUCUCUCUCUCUCUCUCUCUCUCCUUUUCUGGUCUGUGUUUUUAUUUAGAUAAGCUUUUUAGCUUUGAUAAAACAAGUAUUUGAUAUUUUUGUAUUCCUUUUAAAAUUUAUCCCUUCCCCCCACAAAAAAAAUAUUCCACCAGGAGCUGGUGGCUAAGAUUUUGUUUCCCAGAUGCCUCACCUCAGGCACAAUCAGCAGAGCCCCUUCCCCUGUUCAGCUUCUGUAGUCUUUCUCCGCUCCCCACAAGGAUAGCUUUGAAAACCAGGUUUUUUAAAAAACAACAACAAACAAACCCAUAAUAGCUGUGAACAUUAGCCUCAUGUGGAUGAUCCAUGCCAUUGCUGUUCUGUUCAGAUUAUGGCUUGUAUAGACUAUAAAUUGGCCCUUCAGAUGUUUUGGACUACAACUUCCAUCAUCCAUAGGCAGAGGUGUUAUCACAGUUCAAGGAUUCAUUCCAGCUAGGUAAAAGCACUUAAGGGCUGGUGAGGAAGAGAAGGUAGGAUAGAGGAGGGGCCUGGAUAGAGUCACUAGGGCCCGAUACAGAGGCGCAGGGGACGAAAUUCACCACCACCUAACCUGCAAUCCCUCAGCCCUGAAAUAAAUGAAAUAGGUUUGAUUUUUUCCCCCUCCCCUUCCUGCUUUCCCCCUUUCCUUGCAGGAGGAUGGCUUAGAUGGCAGCCCUGUGAGAAAGAAGCAGAAGAAGAAAGAGGACAAAGAAAACAAGAUAAAACAGACGGCAAGCAAGAAAGAAAAGGAAGAGGAGAAAGAGAGGAGGAAGACAAAGGGCAAAAGAGAAAAGGUAACGGAGAUUGUCUUGGCGCACAAGGAAAAGUCACAUAGGAAUCAGUUUAGCAACCCUGGGGGAGAUACUGAGUAAUAAUUUCUCACGCAGAACUGUAUCAGGAACUGCCUUCUGUGGCUUCAGCCUGGCCUCAUCUCUCUCCUGUGUGAAAUUGCUGCAAAUUCCGUGUUUUGUUUUUAUGUUUGCCAUGCUUCGUUUUGUCUUUUUACAGGCCAAAGGCAGCGAUGCCAAAUCUGCAGGCAAAGGGAAGAGAUCUCAGGGCCCCGUCCACAUUACAGCUGGGAGUGAGCCCAUCCCCAUUGGAGAAGAGGAAGAGGAUGACUUGGACCAGGAAACCUUCAGCAUAGUAAGUAUUUCCUCAUGGGGUCAGAGAGGAAGGGGUCCCAUUCGUCAUUCCAGCCCCGUGUGGUUUAGACUAGUUGAUCUCUUGCAUCUUUGGGCUUUAGAAUUUUUGCAAGCUACUUUAUUCAAGUCAGCAGCAUGUACCUUUUCAUUCAUUUAUUUAGAAGCAUUUUAUAUAUGGCUUUGUAUUUCAAGAAACCCUUAAGCAGGGCACAGUAGGCAGUGGUAUGAGCAGGUUGGGUUUAUGGCGGGUGGUUUGGACUACAACUCCCAGCAUGCAUUGGUCAGGGCUGAUGGGAGCUGUAGUUCAAAACAUCUGGAGAGCACCAGCUGUGGAAAAUGUUGAAAAGGCAGAAUGAAUGCUGGAAGUUCUGUCCCAUAUGUGGUGGCAUGAGCACAAAUAAUCCCGAAUUCACAAUUUGCAAAAGAUGGCUAGGGCCGCCCCCUGUAGGAAGGCGGUAAAUAAUCCUCAAUAACGUGUAGCUUUGCUCUCUCUGCUGCUCCCCUCCCAGUGCAAAGAGCGGAUGAGGCCUGUCAAAAAGGCUUUGAAGCAGCUGGACAAGCCAGACAAGGGACUGACGGUGCAGGAGCAACUGGAGCACACGCGCAGCUGCCUGCUGAAGAUUGGCGACCGCAUCUCAGAGUGCCUGAAAGCCUACUCAGACCAGGAGCUCAUCAAGCUCUGGAGAAGGUAACCAGCUCCACCUACCCGCCUGCCUUCCUGCCUGUCAGGCCUUCCACUGCGCUCUCACGCUGGUUAGCUACUGAGGUCAGGUUUAGGGAAGCUGGCUUGGCCCACCUAGCUUGGCCCACCAGGUUUGAUCCCUUGGAGAUCUGCCGGUCAGUAUGGACCUUGGUGGACCAUAGAUCUGAUUUGGUAUGAGGUAGUUUCUUCGGUCCCUAUACCUUUGGGGGAAAGAGCAUCCAAUUUGUGUGCAGAAAUCCCCAGAUACAAUCCCCAGCUAUUCCUGGUAGGGCUUGGAAAGACUGCCUCUCUAAUGCCCUGGAGAGCGGCUACCGGUCAGUGUAGACAAUAUUCAGGUAGAAGGAUCAGUGGUCUGCUUCUUUUAUAAAGAAGCUUCCUAUUCAUUUCAUUUAUUAGACUUACUAGUUGCUCGUCACCUGAAGGUCUCCAAGCAACUUAACAGCAAGGACAAGAUAUACAACGCUCCCUGUGCUGUAAGCUACCCUGGCAGAAAUGUAAUAUAGGGAGUGCAAAAUGUAGGAAGUCGCCUUAUACCAAGUAAGACCAUUGGUCCAUCUAGCUCAGCAUCAUCUUCUCUGAUUGGCAGCAGCUCUUCAAGGUUUUCGGGCAGGCAGGGGGCAUCGUGUCCCUACGUAGAGAUGCUGCGCAUUGAAUCUGGGACCGUCUGCAUGCAAGACAGAUGCUCUCCCACUGAGCUUUUACAUUGCAAAAUAUGUUGCAGAAUAUCGGUUGCUUUGGCUUAGAAUUUAGAUUUAGGGGGGUUUUUUAAUGAAAGAGUUAACGAUACUGGAGUUUAGAUAGUAAAAACAUGUGUUGUAAAACAGCUAAUAAAAUGGAGUAAAAAAACAAACAUCAGGGAAGGGCAGGGUAGGAAGUCAAGAAGAAACAGGUUUAAAAAUGUUUAACGUUCUGGAAUAUUUUUGGAGGUUUAAUAAAAAUGAUUGGGGACGGGCGGGAAGAAUUUAGAUUUAGUUUUAUAAGAAUAAAAACUAUAACAUUACUGCCACACACAGCACAGCAGGCUGGAUUUCUUGGGUCAUAUAUGAUUUGAGGUUCUGCAUGGCUCAGGCCUUGAAUGUACAAAGUAAUCCCAAAGAGAAGAGAUGCCUCCUGAGCAUAUGCAGAGUGUGCCUCUCCAGUCUCAGCUGGGUGAUCUCCAGAUAGACUGCAUUCAGGUGGAAUCAAGGGAUGGGGCCUCAUCCGGGCUAGACUGAUAGAGGAAAGGGGUAAGCAAAUUGCUGUUCUGUCAGUUCACUAAAGGGGGGAAAUGAAAAAAUGAAAUCCAUUCGCCUCCUUCCAGGAACCUGUGGAUAUUUGUGUCCAAGUUCACAGAAUUUGAUGCGAGAAAGUUGCACAAGUUGUACAAGAUGGCUCACAAGAAGCGGUUGCAGGAUGAGGAGGUGAGUCUGAAAAACUGAGAGAGGGGUGGGGGGAGAGAGAACGUGCUUGGCUCUUGUCACUGAAAGGCAGGAUACAAAUCUACCAUAUUUUUUGCUCUAUAAGACUCACUUUUUCCCUCCUAAAAAGUAAGGGGAAAUGUGUGUGCGUCUUACGGAGUGAAUGCAGGCUGCGCAGCUAUCCCAGAGCCAGAACAGCAAGAGGGAUGGAUCGCUGCUUUCGCUGCGCAGCAAUCCCUCUUGCUCUUCUGGCUUCUGAGAUUCAGAAUAUUUUUUUUCUUGUUUUCCUCCUCCAAAAACUAGGUGCGUCUUAUGGUCUGGUGCGUCUUAUAGCGCGAAAAAUACGGUACUUUAAAAAAAAUAAGCAAAGGAGAUUUGUCCUGUAGAACAGGCUUUGCCAAGCUGGUGUUUUCAAGAAGUUUUGGAGUACAACUCUGGACAGCUAGCUCUGUGAUGCUGGGGCUGAUGGGAGUUGUGGUCUAAAACAUCUGGAGGGGGCAGCAGGUUGGUGAAGGCUGCUGUAGAAAAUAGGCGGUGCCCUUGGGAUCCCUUCCACCUCUGUAGUUCUGUGGUGCACCCUUAGAAACCAGAAGGAGCCUGGACAAAGCUUUCUUGAUUUGUUCUGCAGAUGUAUAGCAUUCUCUUUUGCUUCCAGACACUCUCUGCAUCUUUUGCAUGGGCUAGCUGGGAGUCAGAAGGCUCAGUAAGGGGACUAUAGAGGCAGAAGAGGGCUGGAGCAACAGUCCUGCAAGGAAAAGUUGCAGUUUUGGGGAGGUCGUUUGUUUGCUUUGAAAAAUAAGGGGAGAUAUGCUGGAUAAGAGGUAUAUAAAGCUAUGUGUGGUUUAGGGCAGUGGGUCCACAAGUGAGUCACAAGGCCGUGUAGGCUUUAUCUGCGAACACAGAUGGCGUGCUUACCUGCCAUGAAUAAAAACUCUGAAUAACGUUGUUAAGCACUAUAACAAUUUCAAUGAAGUCCAGAUUGAUAGGGACGUUAAGUAAACUUUUUGCUUGGAGGCCUCAAGUAAUGGCAAAAAUAGGCAAACCAGCAGUUAAAAUGCACCAGAUUGAUGGAUGCCGAAGAUGCAAAGUUAAAAAUUCACGUGACAAUCGAAUCAAUGGGUCGCCAUUCUGAGUAAAUUUGGACCAGCAGCAUACCAUAGUAACAAAAAAGGUUGGGAUCCUCUGGUGUGGAGAGACAGUGAGCAGAGGAAUGUUUUUCACCUUUUCUCCUAAUACUAGAGCUCCAUUGAAGCUGAAUGUUGGGAGUUUCAGGACAGACAGAAGAAAGGACUUCCUCAUUCAGCAGCAUAGUUAAACUGUGGAACUCACUCCCACAGUCCCACAGGAGGCAGAUUAGCCACCAACUUGGACGGAUAGGGCAAAUGUGUGGGUUAUCAAUGGCUACUAGCAAUGAUGGCUAUGCUCUGCCUCCGCAGUCAGGCCUUAUGCCUCAAUACUAGUCUCUGGGGCUCACAGGAGGGGAGAUCUACUAUUGCACUGAAAGUCCAGCUUUGGGGGUUCCCAUGGAGGCCUCUGGUUGGCUGCUGUGAGAACUGGAUGCUGUGCUAGAAGGUGCCCCUGGCCUGAUCCAGUUCAGGCUCUUCCUAUGUUCUCACGACAAGAUUUGUGUGGGAAGGGCCCAUUCGCGCUGUCCUCAGGUGACUCAGUCAGUGCCAGGAGCCUUUUAUUGUGAAUUAACAGCCCCCCCUCCCCUCGUCAUCCUCAGCAGGAACAGAGGAAAAGGGAGGAGGCCCUGGGAGGCAAGAAACCGUUUCGGUCGGAGGCAUCUGGGUCCGGCCGAGAUUCCGUGAUGUCUCAGAUACCUCAUGGACCUCAUGCUCAGAAGCUCCACCAGCCUCCGACAUCGCAUCCUUCCCAAAUGCACGGGCACCAGAGGGAGAACUACAACAACCCAAACAAGAGGCAUUUCAGCAGUGCAGGUCAGAGACCAAGCAGGAGCCCACAAAGAGCCUCCUCUCCUUAUUCCUCUAGGUAGAACUUCUCCCUCCCUCCAGAUUGAAUGGAUGGCCAUUGCUCCCCAACCUGGCUUCUUCCAGAUGUUGCUCAAGUCCUGUCAGCCCCAGCCAGUAUGGCCAGUUAACAGGGAGGAUCCAUCAACCUCCAGGCUGGACUACUAUAAUGCACUCUAUGUGGGUCAGCCCUUGAAGGCAGUCUGGAAAUUGCAACUAGUGCAAAAUACCGUGGCAAGAAUGCUGGUAGGGGCAGGAGGCUCUGAGCUUAUCAUUGUCCUUUUAAAUUUUUUUGCCUCAAGAUGCCUUCAGGAAUCUUUUAUUGUAAAAAAAUGGCAUUUCAGAAAUUGUGUUUAUUUAGCUGUAUACCGCUUAAGGGAGCAGGUGGCGCUGUGGUAUAAACCGCUGAGCCUCUUGGGCUUGCCGAUCAGAAGGUCGGCAGUUCUAAUCUGUGUAAUGGGGUGAGCUCCCGUUGCUCUGUCCCAGCUCCUGCCAACCGAGCAGCUCAAAAGCACGCCAGAGCAAGUAGAUAAAUAGGUACCGCUGCGGUGAGAAAGUAAACAGCAUUUCCGUGCGCUCUGGUUUCCGUCACGGUGUUCCGUUGCACCAGAUGCAGUUUAGCCAUGCUGGCCACGUGACCUGGAAAGGUGUCUGUGGACAAAUGCCAGCUCCCUCGGCCUGAAAGUGAGAUGAGCGCCGCAACCCCAUAGUUGCCUUUGACUGGACUUCACUGUCCAGGGGUCCUUUACCUGUAACCUUAUACCGCUCAGUGCAAAACAAGGCUUAUAAGUAUAAAAGCCUAUGAUACAUUUUGGCUUAAGGGUUUGUACGGAGGGACAGGCAAGCUUUGUACAGUCCAUUGUGACAAUGCCCAGGACUGAUCUGAUCGUGGAGAACCCCCGCCGCGCGCAUCAGCUUCCAGGCACCCCUAGGGAUCCUGCCCUGCCCAUUCAAGGGCGUUUCGUGAAACCGAGUUGAGCCUUCCCCUCCCUUCCGUUUGUGCAGAGCGAGGUGACUGGCAGAGAGACCGCAAAUUCAGCUACGGCGGCAACAGCAACCAAGUGUGGGGUGGAGAACGGCAUCAUCAGUAUGAACCUCAUUGGUACAAAGAGCACCACUACGGAGACCGCCGGCCGCGUGGUGAGCCUCGUGGUGAACCUCGCAACUACCGGCUGAACAACCCAAGCCGCAAGCGGCCAUAUGAGCAGUACAACAGUGACCGAGAUCACCGGGGCCACAGGGACUAUUACGACAGGUGAGCCACCAGCAGCAGAACUUGGUCGGGUAGCCGAUUCCCUGCACUCAGCAACCAGGCCUCUCCAGCUCUGCCCUGAGCUGUUUCAUGUCCUCCUCGCCCCCAGGACUCGCCACUAGGUGGAGGCCUGGCUUUGUUGAAUGAGGUGACAACUUAAUUUCUAGCCAGGCCCCAGCAUCGAGCAGCGACGUCAGAGUAUUCCAACAAAAAUGGGAGAAGCGGGAGUGGAGAUGGCCAAUGUUGGCUUAUUCAUCCCACGUUCAGGACUGAAAUCAAUCCAGUAAAUGCAAUCUGUAUUCACUGUUGUUUUUGUUUUCAGUUCACAAACCAUACGCAGUUGAUUAGUAGUAGUAGGAACAGUUUUGUUUAGCUGUAAGCCAAAACAGAGAAAAAAGACAGAUUUGAGCCACAAGCUUGGCUCUUAAUUUCCUGUCAGCCAGUGCAGUAGAGAAACAUACAAGGUAACAUCGUUUUCCUUGUUCGUCUGCAAAAAGCACAUGCGCUCACUUGGUGGAACAACACCCCCACCCCGGUCGCUAAAGACAAACAUUAGAUUACUCCCCCCCCCUUUAUGCACUGCAUUUCCUUUGCAUUGAAAUGAGCAGGGUGGAAUAACAUCAUGAUGAUGGAAUGCAUUUGCAUAAUUAAUUAUGUUAGUCGUGUAAUUUCACCACAGUCAGACAAAUGGCAUGGUUCUGGGCAGAAGACGACUUGCAGUGGACUGGAAGCAGUGCCGCAUGUAGACCAGCAAUAGGAUGAUCUCCUGCUCUCAGCUUCCUCCUGUCAAUUACUGUGUCUUGAGGAACUCGGGGUGGGGGGAGCCAGUCAGAACACCAUUACAGAGUGAGGCCAACAGAGAUCGGGGGAAGGCAACUUUCCCUUAAGACUGGCUGGAACUCUAAAUGUUUUCUUGAUUAUUUGAAUGGGUUGGACAUAGUCUUGUUUCGGUAGACACGGAGCCCUGCACUUCCCAAAAAGAGGUGAGGGAAGAGCUAGUUGGGGACUAGGGGACUGCUUUCUCCCAUACAAACUGCCCCAGGUCACUAUGGUCUGCAGGUGGGUCAUUGCAUGCGGACAUGGGCCUGUGAUUUGCUUCUCUCCAAACAAACCAUGUUGAGAAACCAACCUGGUGCCCUGAUGGCCUAUGGCUCCCACCAGCCCCGGCCUUCUGGGAAUGGGAUGUUUCCUCAGUCCUCACUUCUGAGCUGACUGCUCUCUGUGUUUGCUUCUGCCUAGGCAUCACCAUGAUUCGAAGAGACGGAGAUCAGACGAGUUCCGGUCUCAGAAUUACCACCAGCAGGACUUCAGGAGGAUGCCUGACCAUAGGCCUUCCAUGGGCUACCAUGGCCAGGGUCCCUCAGACCAUUACCGGCCUUUCCACCUGGACAAAUCGCCGGAUUACAAACAGCUUCUCCCCCCUCCUCACUCCCAAGUCUCGGACCCUCGCUCCCCACCCUCACAGAAAUCCCCACACGACACCAAGUCCCCUCUAGAUCACCGGUCACCCCUAGACAGGUCAUUAGAACAAAAGAACAAUCCAGAUUAUAACUGGAGCAGCCGGAAAACUUAG